GCUGCCCGUGUCUCCGGAGAGGGAUCGCAGUGCGCAUGCGUGCUGUCCGCGCCAGCCUGUGUCAGCAGAUCGAGGCAGGCUGCGGAGCAGACAGACAGGGACAGGCAGGAUGAUGGUGGCGGUGCUACAGCUGGCGGCGGCAGUGAGCGCCCUGUGCUGGGGCUGGAGCCGGGGCUCGGAUGAUAUCGUGGUGGGCUGCGGGGGGUUUGUCAAGUCGGAGGUGGACAUUAACUACUCCCUGAUCGAGGUGGGUGUCCGUGCCAGGCCCGGGGGGGCCAGCAGCAGGCCGCACGCCCCAUUCAUUCCCUUCCUACACUGCCCUCUGACCCCCAUGCCCUCCAUGCUUUCCAUGUCUUCCAUUACAACCCCUGUCACUGCCUGUCCCUGCCUGCCCCGGCCGUGCUCUGUUAAAUGGGGGUGGACUCAAAAAUACAGCAUUUACCAGUUUGUAGGACUACAACUCCCACAAUGCUCGGCCAGCCACCAAGCUGUCAAAGCAGCAUGGGAGUUGUAGUACUUCACUCUCACCUAAAUGUAUGACAAACCUUGUUUUGUUGAAUCAUUAACUAUACGAUAUGAUAUGAUUCCAUAAGUAUAUGAAUGAAGUGAGCAGCACAAGCAAAUAAAGGAAGUUUGCGGCAAUAAGACAUGCUAUAUAACAGGGGGAUAAGAAGCUUUUGGCACUGCAGAUAUUGUAGACUACAUCUCCCUUUGAUGGGCUGCCUACUUUUUGGUUGUAAGAGCAUUAUGGGUGAUGUAGUCCACUAAAAUCUGUAGUGCAGAAGGUUGCCUAACCUUGCCAUGGAAGGUGUGAUUUGUGUUGCUAUUGGGCCCUAAUCACUUCUGGUUCUUCUUUGAAGGACGCAUGUAGUAUUUAGCUUGUACUCUUUGCAGAAAGUCUGCAGAAUAUGUUGGAUUUAUAUAAAUAGAAAUAUUAAAUCUACUAAUUUAAAAUAAGGCAUCUCUUCUUUGAAUCACAGAGUUGUUACAAAAUGUCUUUCAAAAGUUUAUCUCUGCACGCCAUUUAAUAGGAUAUGGAGUUGAGUAGAUUUACACAGUGAGAAUUCCACAUUACUUUUGUUUUUAUAAAGAAUCUUUUUUACCACAAAAAAACAUGUUUUAAAUUAUUAUCGAACAUUAAUCAAAUGUUGUUUUCUUACAUUAUAGAUUAAAUUAUAUACAAAACAAGGCACUCUGAAAUAUCAGACUGAUUGUGCACCGAACAACGGUUACUUCAUGAUUCCUCUUUAUGAUAAGGUGAGUGGUCAGUAUUAGUUUUCUCUAAUAACCAGCUUGUGGUUAAAGGAACAAUGAAGGCUGAAGUUAAUUAUUUCUCUUUAAUACACUUUAUUGAAAAUGCUUUAAAAAGAUAGUCCUCCCUUCUGAUUUUUUUGCACUUGCCAUAAAAGCUCAGGCAUUGCUGCAAUCUGUGCAGAGUUUGUGGCAGACCAGGAAGUGACUCAGCCAUCAUGGUGUGCACCCUUAUUUUUCCAUGUCAGUGCUAUGGUCACCCCAAUAAUGUAUGCACAACUGUGUUUUACUUGCACAACAGGAGUUUCUAGAAGUUCUACAUCAGUUGUGAGCUUUCCACAAUACUGCCCAUUGUGUGCAUGAUGAAGAAUUUGCUACUAUUAGCACAAGAUAGGAUGCAGGGUUGCCUCCCGUUACCACAUUGCAAGAUUAAAGGCCAUAGUGCAACCCUGUGAGCCCUUCACUGACUUUACUUUUGCCUCACUAGUAUGGAAAGUGUAGUAAUGACAGACAGUAAUGGACAAACCAAGAUGUAAAGAUUUAUGUUAAAAAAAAAAAAAGUGGCUGAGUAGUGUCUAAUAACUGUUUUUUAUCUCUCACACACCAUAUUUUAAUAAAAUAAGCUGGCUUUAGUCCUGUGCCCGUCACCCACUACAUAACUACUCUAUGUGCAUUUAUUUUGUUGCUGCUGACUUGACUUCUUUCAUUGCAGUCUAUCAUUGAGCCCUUGUGAUUAAACAGCCCUGCUGUGGAGAGAAAUAUUUGGGCGCCAUGUCUCAUUUCUGGAUUCUCUCACACGACCAGUGCCUGAUAUUUUUCGAGACUUGGUUUAAGUGCAAUUCUGCAGAUGUGCCCAUCACUGAUUAAUGUUAAAAACAAAUCCGUGUCACUCAGGGAUUUAGAGAGAUUUGUCAGAUGGCUACACAGAAACAUGCACGAUUAGGCAAAAACAUAAAUAGGCGUAACUAGACACAAUUGACCUCCACAAUGCGUACAUUGUGUUGAUAUACUUGUUUUGCACUAUUUUGACAAAAAUAUGGAACUGUUUUGGAGCAAUGAGUUUCAUAAGCAUGUGCAUUGAAUUGCAGUGCACAUUGAUUUUUAGAAAUAAACUAUUUUACGCUAGAUCUCUUUAUUUUACUUACACAUUAAUACCUAGGGGCACACCAGACUAUAAAUAGCAGACGUCAUACAUAAAGUUAGGAUGCAGAUGUAAAACAUACCUCUCCAAAACUGGCUAAGAUACAGAACUAAAUAAUAGUACACCGAUAAUUGUUUAAAAUAAGAAAAGGAUUACUUUAUUUUUGUUUUGUUAACUAUAAAAAUAAAUGAAAAAAUAGACAAUUGCUAUAGCAUGGCAUGCAAUACACACACAUCCAUGUAGGCCUGCUGUUCAUAAAUAAAGAAAACUCACAUAAUGUUUAUUGUGUAUAGUCAUAUGCAGCUGUCAAAUAAGUCAAAAUAAAUACAUGUUAAACAAUUAACACUAGUCUGCUAAUAAGUGUUACCGUCUUUUAUGUUUUUGGCUAUAAACAGCCUUUUUUUUUGCAGGUGUUUAUAGCAAUAUAAACAUGUAUUUAUUUCAACUUGUAUGACAGAUGCAAAUGGCUGUAUACAAUAUGUGAAUUGUUAGGAACUAUACUUCUGAAUGGCUGUAUGCUAUGCGGAUUGUCUAUAUUUUUCAUCAGCCUUUAUUUUUAUUCUUUAUGUGACAAAAAUAAAGUAAUACUUUUUUGUAAGGUUUAUUAGUGUGCGGUUUUAUGAUUUAAUUCUCUUUAAUUUACUGAUUUAGGCCUCGAUUUAAUGGAUUUGCAUUUAAAAAAAAGUUUACAAAAUAUUUAAAUAUCAAAAAGUUAUUUCUAAAAUAAAUCAAUAUUUAAAGUAUUAACAUUUUUUAAUGAUUACAUUUUAAUAGUGUAUCCAAAAAUAUUAAAUCAAUUCAAAAGCUUAUCCCCCCAAAAUAUUAAAUUGAUCUUAACUUAAUCCGCUGGUUCUACAUGUAGUUGUUAGUCUGGAAUAUCUAUAUAAUGAAACCUGAUUGGGAGGGAUUUUGACCAUAAUUUCUAACUCUUGAAGCUAAAUAUGUAGGCUGUUUCAGAAUUGUGUAGUUGUAGGGCAUCCUUACCAGAUCUCUUGGUACUGCCUAAUGUUUUGUGGAAGGAUGAAUGGAAGUAUAUGAAAGAUGCACUGUGUAAAAGCAUAAAGUACAAAGAAAAUAAUUGUAGUGAGUUAUGCACAUGGGUAGGGAGGUGGCUAGAACGACAGUUUAAUGCCUUGCACUUAUCAGGUGGUAUGGUAUAACUUAUUAUACAAUAGUUCUUAAAUCAUGUUUUUUUCUAGUGAGUUAAAGUGGAGCUGUCACAUCUGAUUACAACCAGAUAGUUAAUUGAAUGUUGUCUGGCUUUGCUGUUUAAUUUAAUUUUUUUUCCAACUGUUAUUCAUUUUAAAUAACAUGCUGAGGAUAGAGUGUAAACUUGAUUAACCCUUACAUAGAUGGAAUACCAGUGUGCGCAUGUGCUUGUAUGAUAUUUCUGUGCAUGUGUCUAAUCGUGCCUGAUGGUGUUGAACUCACACAGAGCGUGUAAGUACUACAUUGAUUUAGAUUUAGUUUUUCUUAAACCUCUGCAGUACUACUUACCCCCUAGUAACCAAGAAAAUAUCAAAUACAGAGAAAUAAUGAAAGUUCUGUUUUAAUGAACAUUAUUGGUUUAUUCACCAAACUAUUAAUUGUAGUGAAUAUUAAACAAUAUUGCUAUAUUAAUGCCUAAACACAAUUGUUUAAUGAUAAGCCCCCUGUGUUUUAAUUGAUGGGGGGUGGAAAGAUUCCAUCUAAUUGCAUAUCAAUUUAUUUGUUGGGGACAAGUGAUGGGAGCAUACAUGGAUAGAUGAUUGAGGGGAACAGAUAUUGGAUUAGAUAAAGAUGUGCAGAAUAGGAAAGCCUUCAUUUUAGGGGAGAAGAUCAUCCCAGGUAGAUAGAUUUGGAGGGGGGAGGGGAGAUAUGAAUUUAUGUGGUUGAGGAAAAAGCUGUGAUAUGGUUGUAUGCCAAAAUAAAAAUAAUGGGAUAAAUAAAAUAGGUCAAGAUGAAUGUAAAAAUAAAGGGGAUGAGGAUUUAAAGUUGGAAGAAGGGCAAGAUGGAACACACAGCACUGAAGCAUGAUCUAGGUCACAGGCAUAGGCAACCUUCGGCACUCCAGAUGUUUUGGACUACACCUCCCAUGAUGCUUUGCCAGCACUAUGGGUGUCAGAGCAUUAUGGGGGAUGUAGUCCAAAACAUCUGGAGUGCCGAAGGUUGCCUACCCCUGAUCUAGUAAAAUCACAGCCUAGUAGAUGGGUCUCCAUAUUGGGGAUGCCAGGUAAUUGAAGGAGAGGCUUGAUGGGUAUAUAAGAUUAGAUUAAAACCUGGAACAAGCCAAGUGGAAGAUCAAGUAUUAAUUUAUGUUGUGCAGAAGCAACUAAGUAGACGUAAUGCUGGAAAGUCACUUUUAUAAUUGAUCAUCUUAGAAUGUACAAACAUUAUGUUGUGUAAUAGUGUAACUGCUUCUUUGAUGUUUAUGGCUGUGAAAGUUAAUAGUGAUUGUAUUUCCUUCAGGCAGCUAUUGAUGUGUUUUUGUUCUUUCAGGGGGACUUUGUGCUUAAGAUCGAGCCUCCCCUAGGCUGGAGUUUUGGUGAGUAUCUGUUUCUUCUCCGUAAUAGCUGCUGUCAACUCCUACGGGGUUGGUGUGUAUAUGUUUUUCAUUCCCAGAACUCUCCUAUUUGCAUUAGUUAGAUAUCAUCAGAAACUACCUGGGGACCGCAGGUGUGCAACAUCCUCCUUCUACAAUCGUGUUGCUUUUUACUAAAUGUGGAUCAGUUUGCUGAUGUAUGAGUGCUAAUCGCAAAACAUAUCGUUAUGUCAUUGUUAUAUAAUAAUAAUAUACACAGAAUGGUAUAAUGAUUAAAACCUGCUACACAAGCGGCAAAGAAAUUUGCCUUCUUUCCUGCUUUAUUUCUGGCAGUAUUGUAGGCCUGUUGACAACGUUACCUCUUUCCACAUUGCAAUAUCUGAUAUUCAUGUUAAUUUUACUGAUUUGUUUUAUAUCCUCCCAAUACCCUUUCCUUUGCUCUUUUUUUAAUUAGAAACAGUAUUUAUUUAUUGUAUAAACCAUCCUCAUUACAUUUGAAAGGGAUUUAUUUGUGUUUAACUGUUGGCUUCAAAGAAGCCGCAAAAUCCAAGCUGUGUUUUUUUUUUUUUUUUCAUUUUUUUUUUUAAUGUAGUUUUAUUUUUGAGACAAAGUGACAUAAUUCAUUGUAUUUGCUUGUUUGUGUGCAGCACCUACAAUACUGGCCCUUGAAAAUGUUGAUUCACCAUUAUUGAGCGCCAGUUUUUAGUUAAUAUAUGCAGAAGUGGUACAUGCACAAUGGAACAUUCAUCACUGCAUAACAAUUUAACCAUUUCACUGCCAUAGGGCUGUAUAUUACCACUAUCACUGUGAAAAUAAAACAACGUAUUUCUAUAAACCUUUUAAUCCAGAUCGCACCUUUUCAUCUGGAAAUUAUAGGAUCCAGAACUGUAAUUUUAAAAUAUUGUUUUUCUUAAUGACUUUUAAAUAAUUGUUACUUAAUUCUUUUAUUAUAGAGCCUACAAGUGUCCCUCUACAUGUGGAUGGAGUGAACGAUAUUUGUACUAAAGGAGGAGAUGUUAAUUUUGUUUUUACGGGCUUCAUGGUUAACGGAAAGGUAAUUCAGGCAAACUACAUUUUAGUAAUCCUAAUUUCAGUACAGGAAAUUCCAGUCCAUGUGAUUUUUGGUCCCUUUUUCAUCUACUUUUUUAACACUUUGUUUGAAAAUGCAAACCUACACACUAGGGUUCGACGGAUUAUCGGUUUUGCCGAUAUUCCGUUUUUUUUUUUUUGGUUUUUUUUUUAAGUAUCGGCCGAUAAUCACUGACAACACCUAUAAUGAAUGCGUAGGCUGGCGCGUCCAUAAGGGGUGGGGGUUAUAAGGAACACUAUGGGACCAGGGGUGGGGGUGGUAAGGACCACUACAGGGGAGGGGAGAAAAGAACACUUUUUGCACAAACAAAACGAUAAAUGUACAGCAUAUUGGUAAGCGAUCGGUCUGAACGUUCACAGAUUAUCUGUAUCGGCUCUAAAAAAAUAAUAUUGGUUGAUCUCUACUACACACUCCCAAUGGACUGACUCGUGAUACUUGCUCCAGAUAAGUGACAAAGUAUCAUUAUACAGUGACUUGCUCAUGUGGGAAUGAACGCUGAAUAAGGAAAUUGGCUGUGUGAGCUCAUUUAAUGAGGGCCCUUAUCUCCUCCUGAUCCUGUCAAACUUGUUUUGCCACUUCUGCUUUUGUCAUGUUGCACAAAUCCAAAGAGGAUGUUGGUUUAUAAAUUAUAAUGUAUGUUCAUGGACAAUCCCAUGUGCAAACUAGUGUAUGAAAAUCAUGCAAAAAAAUAUACCAAAUGAUACCGCACUCAAUAGAAUAGAUAUAACUGAAUAUAAGUUUAUUAGCAAAAAUGUAAGCUAUCUUAUAUAAAGACAAGAGAACACAACACCAUAUAUUUAUAUAUGAAAAAUAUCUUAUUCACUAUACUAUAAAGUGCUAAAGUGCAAAAUAUCACAUCACCAUGGUUCCUAAAUGAACAUUAAUAAAAUACAAACAUUAAUGCCUGUUUCAAAAUCCUCUGCACAGAAUAAACCACAUGGUCCAGCAAAACAACAGACUGUACAUAAGGGUAUUGAGUUUUGUGAGAAAAAAUCCUGGUAAUGUACAUCAAAGUUAAAAAAUAGGGAUCCCAGAACAAAACUCAAUGUUGGGGGGGGGGGGGGAAAGGGUCAUGGACUGAUCUCACCCAUGUGUUUGGCUGGGAGGCUUCCUGUUUGCUUUAAGAGUCCCAAAUCCAGAUGGAUAUACUCUUCUGUAAUGUGUCCCAAGUGUUCUCUUUAGAAACUCCCCCUGUAACUCAUUUUUAAUAAAUUUUAUAUUCUGUUAAAUCUAUUCUAUUGAGUGCGGUAUCAUUUGGUAUAAUUUUUUUUUGUAUAAUAUUAUUGAGGGUCUUUCGAGGUGACCCUGAUACCUAUUGUGAUUGAAUGCAAGUACUACUUGUGUUUUUUGUUGGUUUUUUUUUUUUGUAUGAAAAUCAUGGUUUAAUUGUGAUCUGCUCAUCUGCACAGUUAGCCAAUCAUUGCUAUGUAUUUGAUGUCUAAUCUGAAAGGUGAUUUCAACUUUACCUCAGCCACAAUAUAGGAGCAGAGGACAACAUUAGGUGACGGGAGGAUCCUGAGCUUUGUCAGUCCACUUAAAUAGUUUGACAGAAACCACGGAGACGACACCCAAAAACUGCUAGUAAUGUAACUACUACAAUGAGCUGCAGUGGUCAUGGUGCUUAGAAUACUGCUUUGAUGCAUAACUUGCUGGUAUGAGGUGUGUGGCGGAACCAACCUCGCCACUGUCCACUGGAGAGGCCUGGUUGCUCGCCUGCUCCCUUUAGACUAUGGUCCUGCAUUUUAAACUUUUAUUUUACCUGCAGAAAGGUUUAUUCGUGCCUUUCUGCGGACUGUUAAAGCCAUGCUACCCCAGAUAGCUAUGCCAUGGAGCCCAGCCGUAUACUGAAAGACUGUAUGAAAGACUUUGGCUCCAUGGCGAUUGAACUGUAUGUAUGUGAUCUGAGCACCAUCCGGUAAUAAUGUGCGCUCAGAUCUAAGCUAUCUGGGGAUAGGUAGAAUGUGUAUGUUCUAUGUGAUAAAUGUAACCGUAUGUAUUUUUAUGUCUUUUAUUGUCCUUUGUCUGCCAUAUGGCUAAUGGAGUUUUGCCUCUGUCCUUGGAGAUAAUUGGAUUACUUCACAAUUAUCUUCAGGAUAGAAGACUCUGUGGAACUGGUUUUGGGCAGAAAAGCCAUGCUUCAUUUGGUCAAAUAGGACUUUCCCUUAACUUUUUAACCCCUGGAUGGAAUUGGCUGAAUUUUGGUUAUGUUUCUAUUUUAUGUGAAUAUGAUGCAUAUUUUUAAAGUUAUAGUGUAUGUAUAAAAAGUGUAUUUUUCCUGCCUGUGUUAAAUUUCAUUAACCCAUUGUGUUCAGUAAUGAUAUCACAGGCAGAGGGGAGGGAUGUGUUUGUGCUGGGUGUGUUUUAUGGCUGUCCUGUAAAUGAUUGGUUGUACUGUGUCCCACCCAGUGUGUGGCCAUUACAGUGGAGUUCCUGCUUAACCCUGAAAGUGAAGUGUCGUCUCAUUAUUGGGGGAGGAUUUAUUGUAUGCUGUUCCAGUUUGACUGCUAGGAGUGUAAACCUAUUCACAUGGGUUUCCUAUUCGGCUGUAUACAACAUUCAUAUGCUUAAAAGUACUCAUAUGCUUCUCCGGUUUGGUGAUUGUGGUGUCUGCCAGAGUGCUUGGAGUCCUCAGGAAACGCUAGGAGCAUCCUUUAACGGAGGUACCCAGUCGGGGUGCCAGGCGAUCCGUUACAAGGUGUUUAAGCACUAGAGUGUAAUAACAGAACAUAUGAUUCUUUUAAGCACCAUAACCAUUAUACGUCUUGUAGUGCUUAUUGUUAAAGCAAUCUUUGGGUGCCAUUUUCCCCCUUCUUUUACUGUUAUUCAUUCAUUGUUUGACAAAAAAAUACAUCUCUCCCCGCAUUCAAAGCCCAGGCUCUUUUUUUUUUUUUUUUUUCCUAAAGCUUGCAGCCUAUCAUUGUCAUUGAAGGUGGGGUGUAUCAUGCAGAAGAGGCCAGGUACUAAGUAUCAGAAGAUGCUAGGUUUUAGUCAAUGUGCAUUGAACGAGUUACCAAGGUGUGCUUGCCCUGUUCUAGCUGUUUUUUACUCUAUAUUCUUCGAGGCUACAAUGUAUUAAAAUCACAGGAGGUCUGCUGUUUCUGAGUUACUGGUAUCAUCAUAUCUAGAAGCACUAAUGAUCUCAUUGGCCCAAGUAUCUUAGAUAUGGUUUUACCAUCUAAUGUAUGUUCAGAUACAUUAAACUUCUUCACUAUGUCUACAGCAUACAUUACUUUGAGAUGCAAUGCUGUUAAUGAGCAUGACUACAGAAUAACAUGGUUACUGAGUCUUUUUGUAUCAAAUUAUCAUUAUAUGUGUUUGUAUAUAAAAUAUAUUGCAUGGGACAUGUACAGUAUACUUCUACAUGCGUAUGUGGUCUGCCAUCUGUUGUAAUACACCAAACCUAAAGGGGGGAAGCAGUCACAAACAUACAUCAGCAUAUACAUAUUAACAUUUCUAGAGUGAGAUGUAAUUAUGAUAUCUUGCUGUCUGUUCCAGGUAUUGAGUAGAAAUCAGAAUCUGGGGCCUGGGGGUGUACAGGUUGCCUUGAGACGAACUGGAAGUGGAGUGAAUUUUCAAACCACAGUUACUCAAACAGGAGGAAAGUAAGUUCUUUGAUUGAAGACCAAUUUUAUAUUCCAAAUACUCAUCCAUCAUAAUAUUUAAAGCUCUUAUUUCUACAAAUUAAGGCAUGUUUUACCCAGUUGUAGCCUGUUAAAAAAAAAAAACUUAAUGUAUUGGUUGCCUUAGUUAAGCCAUCAAAAGCCAGACAUUUUUUUUGCAUUAGAAAUGCUACUGGCUAAUUAUGAAUAUUACUAAUGAACACCUUUUUUCUGGUUCUAGGUUUGCGUUCUAUAAGGUGCUCCCCGGAGACUAUGAAAUAAUUGCUUCCCAUCAGAAUUGGGUUUUAAAAGAGGUAUUUUUAUAAAUAGGUUUUCAGUGUGAACAUGUUUUGUUGUUGUGUUAUUCCUUUGACAAUAACCUUUGUGGUCUAUAAAUUAAGUCUGUAUCAUGAUUUGGCUUUCAUUUGGUAUUUGAAUAGUCUUUAAAAGAUGCAGUCAGUGGGUAUACUGCACAUAUUAUUUCAGUAGACAUUCAAUAAGUGGGGAAAAAAAAAUGCUAAACAGGGUUAUUCACUAAAGUGAGAAUUGUCUGAAAUUCAGAGUGAUUUCAAAUUGAAGACCAGAAUAGCUGGUUUGGAAUUUUUUUUUUCCCCCCAUGUAAACCAAGCUUCCAGUUUAGCUAUAUUUGUCUAAAAUUCGAAAUUCACGUUUAAUUCCUGACACUUCUUCCUUUGAUGAAUAACCCUGAAAUAUUCUUCAUUGUUUACAGUUUGACUUCUAAAUGUUCAUCUUGCCAACAAAUCUCUAGUCACUGUUUGCCCUCUACCUUCCAGUCCGGUAUUUUUCCACCUGUUAAGCUGUAUUGGAAUAUUGUAUUUUCCUGUUAACCCGUGCACUGCAUGGGUUUAUGGGUAAUGUGUAGCUGAAUUAAGUUACACAAUUGUCUUAUUUUAUUGUGAUACAAAGUUGUAUAUAUCCGUAAAAAAACCUAAUGGCGAGUACUACAGCAGGUCUGAGUUACUCAGGGGAUUUUAGGAAAUGUACAAUCAUAUGUUCCCUUUUAGGUCCUGGAGCAUCCAGAGCCCCUGUUAAUAUUGGAGCUCUAGUCCUGACCGGGGCUAUCCUCCGCUUGUUCAUCAAUAGUAGAACUCAGGAACAUGAUACUACCAAGUAAAUAGCCCACCUCCUCUCCAGUAAUUGGACAACACACAGUUCUGGAAGUACAACUGAACUUCAUUCUGCCACACACUACUUUUAUGCACUGGCAUCUAGUAUGGGGUAUACACAUCAAAAACACAUGGGUUUCUUCUCAAGAGCCUUUGUGUUUGAGAGAUAAUCGAGCUUAAAUUAGGAUAACUCAAUUAUAUCUCAAAUACAGAAACUUACACACAUUUUACUAUACCACAAAAAUACAUGAAAAUAAUACAGGAACUCACAAAAAUCAUAUCCCCAAAUAGCUCUGACCUGAGACGCCCAAAAUAUCCAAAAAUCAUUCAGAUCGUUUCGAUAGAACGAAAUUGCUAUUCAAGUAAAGUUUUAAAGACCAACAGUUCCAGAGGAUUGGGAAGGAUGGCCGGUCGACUUUCGGGGGUUCCUGUGCAAACACUGACUAACGCUCCCCCUAUCUUUUCUGCCGAACAUCAUUCGUCUAGGUGGUCGGGAAAUAGAACGGGCAGCAGUACAAACUCCGCCCGGGUUUGUGUACUCGCGUGAGCCGAAAACCGUUCCAGGCGUUCGACCACCAUGUACCGCUGCCUGUGUUCAGGAGACAAAAUGGCCGCCAUGCACAGACCACGUGCGUUCGGUUAUACGAAUGGCGAACCCAGGGAAAGCACUCGAGCCACUGUGUUGGUGGUUAACAGCCAGGGGAAGUCGGUGUUCAAGGAGGUAUAAAAGGGGGGGACCACACACCAGUCAUUUAGGAGACGAACAAGGGUGUACGGCCAACCGAACACAAAGGAAUGGAGUCUGCUACAGUGUUCUCACCUAAAUGGUGGCUGCAUUUGCAGUGCAGCUGUGGGUAUAAAGUUUUCUCCUCCAACCUUUAUUUCCAAUUGCCCUUUUUUUAAGUAGCUAGGUGCCAGUGGCUUUGGUGUUUAUUUUUGGGUUUGCAAAAUAAAAAAUUCUAUUGCAUCAAAAAAAGGAAAAACUUUUUGUUUUUCGAUGAGAUGUGUUGUGCAAAUUUUCUUCUUGUAGUGUACCUUUAAGAAAGACAUAUUAACUGAUGAUAUACUACAUAGUUCUUUGGUACACCUCAAAGCAUAUUCUUAGCACCAAAACUACUCCUUCUCAAGGGACACCGCAAUGCUUACAAGUUUUUGACGCAUAUCUAGUGGCUGUCAGAGAGACUGACACUAGAGGUGCCUCUUAAUUGAAAGCCUUACUUUUAUUUAAGGACUUCACAUUUAGCAUCAUCAUGUCCAGUGUGAUGUUGCUGAACAAUGUGAGUGCUUCUUAUAAAGGAGCAUUGGGUUCAGUGUUUCUCUGAGAAGCAUUCCAUUGGGGAGCUUGAUGAUUACUGCAAAAGGUGCUAUGUGCAAUCAGUGUUUUUCUAUGGGAAUGUUUGGAUAAGAGGAACUAUCUGGCGAAGUCUGUACUGACACCAGAUUACCAAUGCGUAAAAACAAUAGUUGGAAGCAACAAACUAGGAAUAGUUAAACUAGGAAAAAUUCCCUCCCAACCCCAAAAUGGUGUGGCGGCCACCCAGAUAAGAACACUGGUUUCGCUGCCAAGGAUGUCCUUUUUCCCCUCUCUGGAACUCUGCUGUGCCGGAUUCAGUGAUAUAGCUGCUUUAGUGAUUAUAGCUGCCAAGUGUUUAAAGCUCUGGCGUGAUUAUAGCUUUCCCCCACAGACAUUAGCCAAAACUUAAUGCUGGGAGUGAGCUGGUUUAAUAAAUCAUGGUACAGGCAAUUUAUACACAGAUCCCUAGCAGGGGGGGCUCCAUACAGUUACAAACUCCUCCCUGGCUUCCCUGUGUGUGGGAGGAAUUUGAGUGUACUUUUGCUUAAACUAAUUAUCUCCCAGGCACAGAGGUACAAUGUUCAAAACACACUAUAUUACAAGGUACCCUCACAAGUCCUAUAUCCCGGAUAACCUGUAUCUGAGCGCCCAACAUAUCCAAAUAGCGCUCAGAUCCCAGGCACCUGCCUAAAAUAGGUUGGUGUAUCUUUCGGGAGUAAAAAAAGGAAUAAAACACUGAACAGAUUUUCUAACUCCUAGGUAGCGAUUGUUCGCCUUUUUUCGUGCGAACAAUCCUACCGAUCAGCACUCUUCUGAGGUGUAAGAAAACGAAAACAGGCAAGGAUGGAAGCUCAGCUGUGUUCGCAAGUUAGUCUGUCCGAUUUCAGUUCCAUGCACUCGACGACUGAACACCGCUGCCUGCUUUCGUGCGACAAGAUGUCCUCCAACUCCAUUUUCCAUGUGUUCAUCUAUGCGAAUGGCGGCCACCCAGCAGAACACUUGUAGUAAUGAGGUGCAAACCGAUUAUGGAGGUGUCAGUAGGGGUCAAUGAGGUUAACAAGCUCCAAGGUGGGCUGAGUACGGGAGGUAUAACAAGGGGAACUUGUGGGUUUGUUCGGUUACUGAACUGGAAUGAGGAAAUAAUGCAAACAAAGUAUUGUUAGUGACGGGGUGUUCUGUCACAAAUGGCAGUCAGAUUUAUCCUUGGAUCAAGAAGCUAUUUCCCUACAGUUGAAAAAUGAUAUCAUUGAAUAUUAUGUUUUUGCAAGUAUGCAUCUAGCUGCUGUUUAAACAUCUGUACAGACUCUGAUAAAACCACUUCUUCAGGCAGAGAAUUCCACAUUAGUGAUGUCCCAAACGGUUCGCCGCGGACGGCGAACAUAUGCACUGUUUGGUCCGCCCCCUAUGUCAUCAUUGAGUAAACUUUGAACCUGUACCUCACAGUCAGCAGACACAUUCCAGCCAAUCAGCAGCAGACCCUCCCUCCCAGACCCUCCCACCUCCUGGACAGCAUCCGUUUUACAUUCAUUGUGAAGCUGCAUUCUUAGUGAGCUGUCCAGGAGGUGGGAGGGUCUGCUGCUGAUUGGCUGGAAUGUGUCUGCUGACUGUGAGGUACAGGGUCAAAGUUUACUCAAUGAUGACGAAUAGGGGGCGGACCGAACAGCGCAUAUGUUCGCCGUCCUCGGCGAACCGUUCGGGACAUCACUAUUCCACAUCCUUAUUGUUCUUACAGUUAAAAAAAAAACAAAAAAAAAAAACCUUAGCCAACCUAUUUGUAUUGUUGGGCCAUCGCACAAGUACCAGUGGGCCAGUCUUACUGCUGUGCUCUGUCUCUCCAUCUGAUUUUAUCCAAUCCAUUUAGGGAAGCAUUAGGAGGCUAGUACUUAUGCCUUGCAAAUCGCAGCGUUCACUCCACUUAGUAUCUCCUCAUAGGGAUGCAUUGAUUCAAUGCAUCUCUAUGUGGAUCGUUCAGCAUCUUCAUCAAGAGACCAACUGAGUGUUGAUUCUGCAGUCCAGAACCUAGAAAGCCCUUGUACUGGCUGUCUGAGUAACAACCACUAGACCUGUUAUAAGGCAACAGUGCAAACAUAGCCUUUUCUUAGAAACGGCAGCAUUAACACUGCUGAGGCUGCAAAGAUUGUCAAUACAUUAAGCUAGUCCUUAAAGAGGCAGAAACUAUAUAUUCCCUUCCAGUAUUAAAUAUUUAAAGUAAUUUGUCACUAUAAAAUGCUUAUCAUGAUUUACCUUUUUUUGUGUGUGUAGGCAACAACGGAAGUGCAAGUGACAAAUUCCAAUGCCCAGGCUCUAAAUCCUCUAAUUGUUGCCGGUUAUGAUGUAUUGGGUUCUGUUCGCAGCGAUGGUGAACCAAUGAAAGGCGUUAUGUUUUUGCUCUUUUCCUCAUCCAUCAACAAAGAGGUACUGAUCUAUAACGUUAGCAAAUGCUCAAAGUUUACAUGCCUUGCUAUCAUUAGGACUUAUUUUAAUGCAUAUCUUGUGUUCCUGUGUUGAUUGCCAUUGGGGGAGUGGAGGAUCCUAUGAAAUCAUUGGUGUAAUACAGAAGGCACAAAUCAAAGUAUACAGCCAUAUGUGAGUGAACAAAGCUUAUAGUGUUUCCUGAUCAGAAGCACCUUGAGUGAGUUAAUCUUGUGUCAUUACAGAGGAAAAAUUGUUAUGGGUUUCUCUAAUUGAAUGCUCUCAAAUCUAACUUAAAAUGCCAGGCAGGUUUUCUAUGCAUGCGAUAUACUACAAUGCCAGACAUACAUUUCAGACGUAUCAAUGAGACACUUUGAUUUGUAUUUAUUUAUUUUUUUUAAAGGAAAUCAUGUAUUAAGAUCCAUUCGUUUUGAUUUCCGAAUAUCUUACUUUUCCUUUUAAUGUACAAUACAAUCAGUUAUAUUUGGUAAGCAGGCUAGGUGCUGCACAAAAAAUGUGAAUGCCUGCACUUGGUUUUCAUAAGAUCAGUUGAAAUGCUAACAGAUGUGCUUUAGUGACGCACAUAAGGAGUAAAAUGGUUUCCUGCUUGCCAGAGUGAAGCAGUCAUUAAAAUGUAGAAUAGGUGACACAAGAUUAUUCUUCAAAUAACAGCUCCCCUCUUCAUUGGGGCAACCAAGCUAUAAAAGGAGGCUGAGGUUGGGAUACUACAGUAACUGAACAAAAAUCUACCCAAAAUAUUUGUGCUUUUGUAUGUCCUUCAUUAAACUCUAUUAGCACUGAGGUGUACCGGCAUUCUUGUACCUUUUCUUUUUUUUUUUUUUUCUUCUAUUUUGCUGCUCCAAUAUAGAGGAAUUCUUUUAUAUUGUAAAUGCCACAUAUUUUACAAUACGUUGCAGUGACACUUAGAAUAGAGCACCAACAUUUCUGCUGUAUGCACAGUUAGCCUAGAAUUUUAUUAGAGCCUAACUAUCAUUGCAUUUCUGUUUUAUUGAGCUUAUUGUUUAUGAAGAUGUACAGUUGUUUAACGUGAUGUGUACUGUUGACUAACGACAUCCUAGCUGCCAUCCCUUUUUCAUUUCCAACGAAUUGUCUGCAAAUUGUUAUUCUUGGGAUUUUUCUGCUUAUGUAAGUUGACACAUUUUUCAAACAUGAUUUGUGUCUUGUGUGGUUCUAAAAUAUCUAUUCUGCUUUCAUUACUGUAGGAUAUAUUGGGCUGUGAUUUAGCUCCUGUUGACGGCUUUCAAGGAAAAGAUGAAUCCCUGUCGUACUUGUGUUAUGUCACAUCCCGAGAAGAUGGAGUGUUUACAUUCUCCUCCUUACCCAGCGGGGAUUACAGUGUGGUAUGAGAAAAGAACUAUCCUCUACACAUAUUCCUGUCUAUCUUCUACUUUACAGAGUGCUUGUCUCAGCACAUUUUCUAAUGAACCAUCUGCUUUUCAGCUCAGAUAGGCCUGCUAAUCUUCUCUUAUCUUGAGCUAACCAAAGGAAGCUUUCUUGGUUAAAGCCACCAACAAGGUGUUGGAUUGAUCACAAUAAUCUGUAUUUUACACUUCAGAACAGAAGUACUUUAUAAUUAAGUAGCUCCUUGUGAGCAUUUAUUUUUCAGAAUUGGAUGUCUCUUCAUUUUAGUUAAAGGGAAACAAAGUCACCAGAACAACUUCAACUUGUUGUAUUUGUUCUGGUGAGUAGAAUCAUACCAUUCAGGCUUUUUGCAGUAAACACUGUUUUUCAGAGAAAAGUAAGUGUGUACAUUACAGCCUAGGGAAACCUCCACUGGAUACUCCUCAGAUGGCUACUAGAGGUUCGUUUUGGGACAGUGAUGCACAGUCAGCAGCACUGCCAUUCAAUGUAUCCACCUUCUGCAUACAGACACUGAACUUUCUUCAUAAAAAUGAAUUGAUUCAAUGCAUCUCUAUGAGGAGAUGCUGAUUGGCCAGGGCUGUGUUUGACUUGUGAUGACUUUGCCCUUGAUCUGCCUCUUUGUCAGUCUCAGCCAAUCCAACGCUUUCCUAUGGGAAAGCAUUGUGAUUGGCUCUGAUAAUCACUUCUGAUAAUGUCAACCAAGGAGGCAGUUCAGGGUCAGAGCCAGCACCAGCAGACUGGUACACAUGUGCGGCAAUCGCCAGUCAGCACUUCCUCAUAUGGAUGAAUUAUACCAAAGCAUCUAUAUAGGGAGCAUCUUCAUGCUGAAUGUAAAGAUGCAAGACAUCGGUCCUGCAAACACUGCAGGACCAUAAUAAGAAGCACCUCUAGUUACUGCCGGAAUGAUGGCCAUUAGAGGUGUCCAUUGGGACAAAUGUAAACACUGCCACAGAAAGGGCAGUAUUCACAAAUAAAAUACUGCAAGGACAGUUCUUUGCACCAUAGUCCCUACAUUAAGCUGCAAUGGUUCUUGUGCUUAGAGAGUGUGUGUAUAUUUUAUUGCGCUGUGCAUGGAGUGCAAGGAUCGCUUGUGGAUUCUCUCUUUUGCUUUCCUUUAUCAAUCAAUUCCUCAACUGUUUAUGCCGAAGAAUUGAUUGACAGAUGGGAGAAAACAAUAUUUUUAAAUAGGUUUUUCUCUCAAUUUAUACAUUUCCUAGCAAAACCACUUUUGCAAUGUAUAAAUAUAAUUUCAAGCUCUUUAAAUAAUAUUAGGCACGACUGAUGGGCAUAUUUUGGGCAUCAACUAUUUCAUAUGUGUAUAACAAUUGUAAUGUGAGAUCACGUGAGUGUCAAUCAGUUGUAUUGGAGGGAGCUCCCAGUAUCUAUGACAUAUUUAUCUGUUCUUUUAAGAGCAAAAACUUUAAAGGACCACUAUAGGCACCCAGACCACUUCAGCUUAAUGAAGUGGUCUGGGUGCCAGGUCCAGCUCAGUUUAUCCCUUUUUUUUUAUAAACCGGGUUUCAGAGAAACUGCUAUGUUUAUAAUAGGGUUAAUCAAGCCUCUAGUGGCUGUCUCAUUGACAGCCACUAGAGGGCUUCCGCGCUUGAGAAGACGCUAGCGUCCAUAGGAAAGCAUUGUGAAUGCUUUCCAAUGGACUGGCUGAAUGCGUGCGGCUCUUGCCGCGCAUGCGCAUUCAGCCGGUGAUGGGAGGAGAGGAGGAGGCGAGCUCUCCGCCCGGCACUGGAGAAAGAGGUAAGUUAGCAUCUUAGCACCAGAGCCCGGCGGGACGAGUAUGUUUUCCUGGCACUAUAGUGGUCCUUUAAAGGAACACUGUGGACACCAUAACCACUUCAUGCCAGAGAAGUGAUUGUGGUGCCUGGAGUUUUCUGACAUCGUCUUACUUUGAAGUGCUAAACCAUUUUAAAUGGUUUAACACUGAAAUUGAGUCCUCCUGACUUUGGUCUGAUGUACUGUCUGUAACUGCUUGGCAAACAUGGAAGCUUUUGCUCAAACAGCAUUGAUAGGCUUAGCAUUUUAACCUUCUCGUUUAGCAUUUAACUAUGCUCAUAGCGAGUAAUGCUUCAAAUAUCUACAGCCUGUAGAGCUGUUCCAAAAAGGAAACUGGACCAGUGCUUGGGUUACUUAACUUUAGUGUUAAACUAUUCAAAAAUGAUUCAAAACCAUUUACAUUUUGAAGAUAAGGCACUGGGAUUCUCCGGCAUCAUAAACACUUUAUUGAUGUGAAAUGGUUCAAGUAUUUUCAAUUUCCUUCUUGUAUUUUUAUUGUCUUUAUUUUCAUAAAAGUUCGAUUUAAAAACAAACAACAACUUGCAAUGUAAAUUUGUAUUUCUAUCAUACCUGUACAUUAUAGCUCAUCAAAUUAUGCUAUGUAGUCUUUUUUAGUUUUUUGGGGGGAUAUGUUCCCAUUAAGUAGGUUAAUAGACAAAGUCCAGUGACAGAAUAGUUUUUAGUAUUUGUUACCCAAAUAUCACUAUUGACAACUUUAUUAAACAUUUCCUUCCAAUUGGAAAAAAAUGUAAUUUAUACAAAAAAUAGAUUUGCAUCACUAUUCUAAGCUUGCGUUGUGUUUUGCAGAUUCCAUUUUAUAGGGGUGAAAGAAUUACAUUUGAUGUUGCUCCAUCCCGAUUGGACUUCCGUGUGGAACAUGACAGCCUCCGAUUAGAGGUACAAUACCGAUCAGCAAAAACAUGGUGUUUAACUUAACAUUUUAAACAAAUGAAUAAUGAAAGCAGAGCAACACAUUUAUUCAGCCACAUUUCGACGCUUUCAUGGCUUUGACAAGCUUAUGUCACAUCAUACACACAAUACAAAUUAUGGUAUUAAAAUUACUUUAACAAAGCUGUGACUAUUUCACACUGAUUCUGAAGAUUAGGUGUGGCUGUUUUCAACACAAAAUGUGUGUCACUAAAUGCUUUAAUCCAAUAUAUUAUUAUUAUUAUUAAAUCACAUUUGUUUUUCUCUUCUUUUCAUUAUUAUCUAGAAACCUUGAGUAACUAGAUGGUAAUACACUGUAUAAUGCACUAAUUCCAUCGCCUAGUGUAACCUUAAAAAUAGCACUUUAAGAGAAAAUCUGUUCACCAAAGGUUAAUAGUGAAAUGACUAAUAUUCCUGGUUAAGGUUCACUCUAUGCACUAUAACUAUUACAAGGACCCUCAACACCAGAAGCCUGGCCCCUUUGUAGCCAAUUUAAUACUGUUCAUGAUCCACUCCCACGGUAUUUGUCAAACCUUGAUCGGUUGCAAGCAAAGGGCAAACUUUUUCCCAGCUCUUAUAGUAAUGGUUUCAGUCCAAAGUUGGACAGAUAAUGUAGAAGUAAAUAUCUUCCUUACUGAGAAGUUGAGGCCAGGUUAUGGGUGCUGUAGAUAGUCCAUGGUUUUGACUAAGCAUUCACAAGUGAUUUGAUGGAAAAAGGGGACUUUACACACAGACUUGUAGCACCAGUACCUCUACAUUGUGCUGUAGUGGUUAUGGUGAUUAGAGUGUGCCUUUAAAUUUUCAGAAUAAAUCUAGUGUCUUAAAAAUAUUUGAUUUGUUUGUUGUAACUUAAUUUUAGAAUCUGUUCAUGAUAUUACUGGAGACUGAAAAGUUAGGUUUUCUGCUGACACUCACUCACUCACUUUGCACACUCAAGCAUCUUAUCACCAAAAAGUGGGGAGGGGGGAAAUAUACACACAUGUGUAAGUUGUUAAGUGGUGCAUUGCUCUAUUUUUGCACUUAAGAAUGUGAGUGAAUUAUGAAGGUGCCACCAUUGUAUGUACUUACGAUAUAGCGGUUUUUACCAGCCUGUCUUCCAUGUGAUGGGGUUCUCUGUGACUGGAAGGGUUUUGAAUGGACCUGAAGGUGAAGGUGUUGCUGAUGCUGUUGUCACGCUUAACAAUCAAAUGAAAGGUGAGUCACAUAUAGUCAUUUUCUCUAACUUGCUAGCUUUACACUGCAUAGCCAUGCGUUUUAGUGUAUUUCAUACAAAACAUAUUAUACUAGCAGGACUUAAAAUUUCCACUAGCCAAUGGCAAGUAGAAAUUAUUUCCUGAUUAUGGAGCCUUCAGGCUUCUAGUAAUGAGUAACUUUUAGGCCUGUCCAGUAGCGUAGGAUUUGAAUGAGCUUGAUACUAGGAUUGUACUUUGAUAAAGAGACCUUUGCAUCAUGAACUACUGAACAAGAGGUGGCUACGCUUCUCCUUUCCUCUCGCCCCACCACUUGCCUGCUUGAUCCUGUCCCAUCUCACCUUAUCAGAUCUCUCUCCCCUAGUCUUGUGCCUUCCUUAAAGGACCACUCUAGGCACACAGACCACUUCAGCUUAAUGAAGUGGUCUGGGUGCCAGGUCCAGCUAGGGUUAACCCAUUUUUUCAUAAACAUAGCAGUUUCAGAGAAACUGCUAUGUUUAUGAAUGGGUUAAGCCUUCCCCUAUUUCCUCUAGCGGCUGUCUCAUUGACAGCCGCUAGAGGCGCUUGCGUGCUUCUCACUGUGAUUUUCACAGUGAGAGCACGCCAGCGUCCAUAGGAAAGCAUUAUGAAUGCUUUCCUAUGUGACCGGCUGAAUGCGCGCGCAGCUCUUGCCACGCGUGCGCAUUCAGCCGACGAGGAGGAUCGGAGGAGGAGAGCUCCCCGCCCAGCGCUGGAAAAUGUAAGUUUUUUUUUUUUAACCCCUUUCCCCCUUCCAGAUCGGGGUGGGAGGGGGACCCUGAGGGUGGGGGCACCCUCAGGGCACUAUAGUGCCAGGAAAACGAGUAUGUUUUCCUGGCACUAUAGUGGUCCUUUAACACACAUCUUCAACUGCUCUCUCUCUUCUGGCAUUGUCCCUACUAACCUUAAACAUGCUAUUGUAGUACCUAUCUUGGAAAAAAAACAUCCCUUGACCCAUCCACCUCCUCUAACUAUCGUCCCAUAUCCCUGCACCCUUUUUCCUCAAAGCUUCUGGAAAGACUUGUCUUUACUCAUAUCAUCUCACUUACUCAAUCCCAACUCCCUCCUUGACCCUCUUGAAUCUGGCUUCUGCCCCCUCCACUCUACUGAGACUGCUCUUAUCAAAGUUACUAAUGACCUAAUCGCAGCUAAAUCCAAAGGACAUUACUCCAUACUAAUACUUCUUGACCUCUCUGCUGCCUUUGACACAGUUGAUCAUGCUCUCCUUCUUCAAACUCUUCAAUCAAUCGGUCUCUGUGACACUGUCCUCUCUUGGUUUUCCCAACGCUCAUUCAGUGUCUUUUUCAAAUGAUACCUCCUUCUUUCAUCCUGUCUUUGUUGGAGUCCCCCAAGGCUCUGUCCUUGGUCCCCUUCUAUUUUCUCUUUAUACUGCCUCUCUUGGCAAACUUAUUGCCUCAUUUGGAUUCCACUACCACCUGUACGCUUAUGACACCCAACUAUAUCUCUCCUCCCCAGACCUCUCCCCUUCCUUUUCUCCAUCUCUGACUGGAUAUCCUCCCGCUUUUUAAAACUAAAUCUCUCUAAAACUGAACUCCUUGUCUUUCCUUCUCCUAAUACUGACCCUCUUCUUUCGCUCUCCCUUCAAGUCAGUGGUAUCCACAUCAGUUCAUCCUUGCAAGUGCGCUGUCUUGGUGUCAUGUUUGAUUCUAACCUCACCUUUGAGCAUGUUACCAAAUCCUGUUGAUUCAAUCUUAAAAACAUAGCCCGCAUUCGCCCCUUUCUCAAGAUGGUACCAAAGAGCUUGUCCAUGCUCUAGUAAUUUCCCGCAUGGAUUAUUGUAACCUUCUCCUAAUUGGUCUUCCCAAAAACCGUAUUGCCCCACUACAGUCUGUUAUGAAUGCUGCCGCCAGACUGAUUUUCCUCUCUAGUCGGUCCUCUCGCACCUCACCCUUUUGUUAGUCCUUACAUUGGCUUCCUGUAUCCUAUAGGAGUCAAUUCAAAAUGAUAACCCAUACCUAUAAAGCAUUGACCAAUUCUAGCCCCUUUUAUCUCAUAACAGAUCCAUUGGUUUGCCCCUUCUUGGUCUCCCUGCUUUGCCUGUGACCACCUCCUGUCCACUACUCACACCCAUACAGUCAACUCAUGCUUGCACGACUACUUGCAGGUGGCUCCCUUCUUAUGGAACAGCCUGCCUACCGCCAUCAGACUUUCCCCUAGUCUUCAAUCGUUUAAGAAGUGCCUUAAAACCCAUUUCUUUAGGAAAGCUUCUGGUCUCCCAGAGUAACCUCACAUACCUGUCUCUUGCUCUCUCCUGAAGGGCAGCACUCUACUCUCUCCUUCAGCUCUGCUUCACUCCAACCUAUUUUGAUUGCUAUUACCUGUCCUAGUGUGUUUUACACCCCAUCUCCUAUAGACUGUAAGCUCGCUUGAGCAGGGUCCUCUUCAACCUAUCGUUCCUGUAAGUUUUCUUGUAAUUGUCCUAUUUAUAGCUCUUAUAAUAUUGUAAAGCGCUAUGGAAUCUGUUGGCACUAUAUAAAUGGCAAUAAUAAUAAUAAUAAUCAUCUAACAACUCAUAAUAUCUAUGUUUAUGCUUCGUUCUGAUUCUUGGUGGCUAUAGAGUCUUAUUUCUUUCACCUCUUCAGAAAUCAAACUGUCUCUUGCGACAAAAUUUUUCCUUUGGCAUACAGAAGAAAGUACUAUAACAAGGUUGAUUCAUUACUGACCCCAGCCAGCGUGUGUGUGUUAGAGCAGCUAUAGAUUUUAUAUUCCCUGUUAAAGUUGCUCACCCAAAUCAGAAACAAAUACAAAUGCUAUGGUUGCUGGCAACCAAAAAUGUUUUCCCAAAAGCAUAAAAUUUACAUAUACAAUGACCAAAAAGAAGCGGCACAGCAGUUUCUGCAAAGUAUAAUGAAAAUUACAACAGAAUCAAAGUUAGUAUGAAAAUGCAAUUUAGAACAUUGCAUGAUCGGCAGAAUGUCAUUGGGUGGAAAAUGGAAACCAAAAAAGCGACUACACAAUCAAGUUUAUACUAACUGGGUUUUAGUUUCAUUGCAUUUGUCCUGCAUGCAAAACAAUCAUUGAUUUCAACAUUGCUAAAAAAUAAAUAAAAAUAUUAGUGUUACAAGUUUUUGCUUUAAUUAUGGAGCUGUAUUAUAUGUUUUCUAGUUACAACUAAUGCAAAUGGAUCUUUUCGUUUGGAAAACAUGACUGCUGGUACUUACAAUAUCGAUGCCCAGAAGGAACAUGUUUACUUUGAUACACUCACAGUAAAGAUUGCCCCAAAUACUCCACAACUUGCUGAUAUCAUAGCGGCGAGGUGAGUGGAAGUAAAUCUUGUUCAUGCUGUAUUUCAGUUAGCAUUAUUGCUGUUCAGUAACAUCUGGUAACAUUACAAUAUGGUAUGGUUCUAGACAGGACACAUAGUUUUGACUCUGCCACUAAUGAUUUUUAAUCAUGACUAGGAAUAUGGAGUAAGUCAUAUAGACCUAUUCCUAUCAAUGAGUUAAAUGCAUUGGCCAUUUUGAGGCUAAAUACAAAUUAUAAUUGUAAUAAAAAAUUUAGCCACAAGAUGCCGCCAAAGGAUUACUUUUCAAAAUGAUUUUAAAUAAAAAUGCUAUAUAGAAUGUUUUUGUCGAAGAAAAAAAAUUAGUUGAGAUUUUGAGUUAUACAAUAUUUUACUCAGGAAAAUAAAACAUUAAAUAAAAUAAAUGAGCAGCCUGCUUAAUUGCCAGGCUAAUUUAGAGGCAGUCACCUGCUGUUGUAGUGGUGCUUGUCACUAUGUGCCUGGGGUACUGGGCUUAGUAUUUGGGGGGGGCUUCUAAAACUGAAGUAAGGCAGGCACUGAUUCAAACACUGGGUCCUGCCUUACAUUAAUGUGCAGGGGGAGCUGGGUCCAAGUGGCAGGCAUUGCUGUCUGUGCGGAUCCUGCCUGUAAAUCAGGUUGGUGGAGUUGGGAGCCAUAAAGCAGGCACCACUGUCUGUCCGGUGCCUGUCUGAAUUACAGGAGGGAGCUGUAUGUUCCUGAAUGUCAGGGGAGCAGUGCCUGACUAUAUUACAGGGGUUGGAGGAAGCCAGCUGGCAGUGGAGAAUCCGCCGGCAAUGCUCUGUUUUGAACCCCACUAAUGGCAGCAGGCACCGCUGUUACACAAGGUUCCUGCCAUCGAUCUGGCUCUCUCUGCACUCCCCGGCUAGUCCUGUGUGCCAUACCGAGCUUAUUAAGGAGAGCACCAAAUGUAUGAAGCAGUGCCUGCCUUAAUUAGAUCCACAUAUAAAUUGGUAUUUAGGGAUACAAGAACAUUUCAAUGUAGCCUUCUGAUCAAAAUGUAAAAUGUGCAGUAAGAAAACCAGUUCUUUAAACUGGCAAGUACAAAUAUCUAACAAAUCAUAUUAAUGCACACAAUAACUUUAAGAGAACACUAUAGGGCACCCAGACCACUUCAGCUCAAUGAAGUGGUCUGGGUGCCAGGUCCCCCUAGCUUUAACACUGCAGCUACAAUUAUAGCCGUUUCAGCCACUAGAGGCACUUCCGUGAUCCUCAAUGAGAAAAUCGUAUUGUAAUCACGUUGGACAUCCAUAGGAAAGCAUUGAGUAAUGCUUUCUUGUUGGUGGUUUGAAUGCGCGCACGGCUCUGGCAACGUAUGCACAUUCGGUGUUGAUGUUGGCAGAAGGAGGAGAGGUUGCUCGGAGCCCGGUGUUGGAUCAAGGUAAGUGGCUGAAGGGGUUUUUAACUCCUUCAGCCCAGAGGGAGGGAGGACACUAAUAACCCUAUAAUGCCAGGAAAAAAAGUUUGUUUUCCUGGCACUAUAGUGUUCCUUUUAUAAAAAUAUUAUGGAAUCUAGCUUAGUAUAAAGAGAACAGAUAUUACGAUCAUGUAAAUAGUAUCCAGACUGUUCUUUGAUAUAAUGCAUUAAAUAGUAAGUAAAAAAAACAAACCGGGCUAAAAAUACAGGUGUAUAUCUACAGUAUAACAUACCUAUGUAAGUAGGCGACAGAAGGCAAAGCACCCUAACGCUUUGGCUGAAAUGAGAAGACUUGAUAAAAGUGCAGUCGGACUAAAGAGUUGAUUUUGAUAUGAGUUUGCUCAGAGUCUGGUUCAAUGAAAACAGCAACAUAUUUAUGAAAGACAUAUUUUUUUUUUUUUUUGUUCUAUAUAUGUAAAUAUAAAUCAGCAUUAUGCCUUUGGCAUUUGAUACCAACUGCAAAUAUAUAUUUCUUCCUCUUGCAUUUUUCCUUACAGAUUUAGUGUUUGUGGAGAAAUUUCCAUUACAAACUUUCCAGAAAAUAUUAAACAAUUUAAUAAAUAUAAAGUUACUCUAACACCUCAAGACAAGGAGAGGACCUCAUUUCUUACAACCGAAUCAGACUCCCGUGGACUGUUCUGCUUCCAGGCUAGAAGGGGAUCCUACAAUGUCCAGGUAAUAAUUCCUACUCUCUCAGGAUAGAUGUGCAUUUUAGCAAUGUUUGCUAAUGUCCAUAAUACGUGCAGUGUCCCGUUACCUCUAAACAGUGUCAUCAUUGUCCGUAUAGAUACACAUUUUUUUCUUUCUAAGUGUGUCAUACCUAUGUCAUCGGAGGACAGACUUGUUUGCCAAGGAAAAACUCUUGUAUUAGUCUAAAAUUGUAUCCACCACCAAUUUUCUAGGUUACUGUUCCGGAAGCUGAAGCCAAAGCAGGCCUUGCCCUAAAACCGUCCACAUUCCCGGUGACUGUAACAGACAAGCCAGUUAUGGAUGUAUCAUUUUCACAGUUCAUGGCAUCUGUGUCUGGGAAGGUAACAUGCUUAGGUAUGUAAGAAGCAGUGUGUGCUAUGCCAUUUAACCCUUUUAGCCAUUAUUUUAGCAUCAUAAUCAUUACUAUAAGCUAUGGUGGAUAUACUGCUUGGAGUGUCCCUUUAAUGUUGCAACUGAUCACAGUAGUCACACCAUCAAUCUAGAAAAUCCGUUCUAGUGGCAACCAUCCACACGCACUCUAUAACACCAUUUCAGCAAUGUUUCACAUAUCCGGUAGUAUAUACAUCAGGUCAUGUGUAAUUCCAAUUGCACAUCCUCCAGAACUGUAACCAUGUAUAUGAGAGAGGGUAAGAUAACUGGCAAACCUAUUCAUAUUCCAUGUCUUGAUGUUGGAGUGCUGUCUUAUUUCUGCAAUAUUGGUUUAUAUUUUAGAUACAUGUGGUGAUCUGACUGUAACUUUACAGUCUACAAGCCGCCAGAGGGAGAAGCACAGCUUACAGGUUUCCAGCAAGACUGAAACUGUGGCAUUUACUUUUGAAGACAUUUUACCUGGAAAAUAUAAAGGUGAGACUCACUCUGAACAUAGAAUAUCCUUUAUAACAAAUGGAGAGGAGGGGGCACUAUAAAAUGCUCUAUGAAUUACUGAGGGAGUAGUGUGUGCGUGCGUGUGACGUUGGGAGAACUGUGUGAGUUCGCAAGGUGCCUACUUUGAAGGGCACUGAGGCGUCCUAUGCACAAUGUUUCUUGUAUCUUCUAUCGCCUUUUUAAAAAAUAUUUAUUUCCUGUAAAUGUCUCUAUUUUUAUAUUACAUGGCUGGAUACUUUCCAGACACACACACACAAACUCCCCACCACAUCCUCCAAACCUUAAAACUUGACAUCCUAUGCUACUAGCGAAUCCUCAAAUGUUAUUCCCUAUUGCAAGUCAUAGCAUAUAUACACUAGGGGCAAAUUUGUAUUCUGCAGGGUUACAGUUUCACUCAAAAUGUCUAGUGGUUAGUGAACAUUUUGCUAGAUAAAAGGUGUGUGUGUAUGUAUGCAAAUUCUUUUUUUAUUUUUUUUUUAUGUUUUUAGUGACCAUAAUUCAGGAAGACUGGUGCUGGAAAAACAAAUCCUUGGAAUUUGAAGUUGCAGAAGAAGACAUUGUUGGUAUAGAAUUGAGGCAGACGGGUUACAUGUUAAGAUGCUCCCUUUCUCAUGCAAUCACACUGGUGAGUGCUAUUAAAGUCUGUAUUCAAAUCUUUAAGUCAGAUGGGAACAUUAACCACAAUAGCAAACCUGAAAUUGAUAAAACAUACCAUACUGUUACGAUUGAAACACACCCAUAAUUACAGUUUAACUUUUUAUGGGCACGACAUGAGCCUCGUGAGCAUGAUCUACUCAAUUGUGCACAGUGGAUUAUUAUUGUGAGAAGCCGGGUUGGCAGUUCUGUAAUCGCCUCCUUGUCACCCUGUUUGUCUCGGCCUGCUGCGGUCCCUUAAAUAUGAUAUCUCACUUUAGUGACUAACUCGAUAAUACUAUAAAUACUAGAUUUGUGCAAACAUUUUUGUCCAGUUUGUGCAAAUCAAAUUCCUUUUAUUCUAUACCUGAACACAUCAAUCUGUCCAUGAUUUAUCUGUGGAGCAUUGGUCAUUGAAUAAGACACAAUCGGUAAAUCCCAGGUGAAUUGAUUUGUUCAGGCGUGGAUAUAAAUAAAAUGUAAUUUAACAAAGCAACUGAAACAAAUUUUUGAACAAGUCUAACAAAUACUGAUUGUUUUAAUGAUGCUUUAGAACACAUAUAUGUUAAAAUAUUUCCAUUCAAAAACAUUAUCCAAAACAUAUUGUUCAGGUCCGCUAGUAACAAUUUUAAGUGGCAGAAAGAAAGCUGUCAUACUCUACCAGUCUUAACAUUUUUGCUUUGAUUCUACAGGAGUUUUAUCAGGAUGGUAAUGGACCAGAACAUGUUGGUGUUUAUAAUUUAACAAAGGGAAUCAAUAGGUUCUGCCUUUCAAAGCCAGGUAAUUGUUCUGGGUUCUCUGGAAGUGCACAUUUAAAAGUUAAUGCUAAACAAUAAGUGGUACUUUUUAUCAUGCUCUCUGAAUAACUUUUGCAUUUUGUUUAUAUCUUUCAGGGGUUUAUAAAGUUACUCCACGAUCCUGUCAUCGGUUCGAACAUGCUUUUUACACUUAUGAUACGUAAGUAAAUUAGUGUAAUAUACAUUAAAAAGUAAAUUUACUAUUCUUUGUAUUAAAAGGUUGCUCCAACCAAAAUCGAUGUUUGAAACACAUUUUUUUUUUUUUUUUUUUUAGUUGAUGUAACCCUUGCUUUAACAGUCCCUCCAAUUUCUUCAUGCUGCUCAAUUUGCUUUCACGUUGGAAAUGUGAAAUUAGAGUCAGCGGCCAUGGCUAUGUCACAGUUAUCCAUGCUUUGACUUACUUUAAAGGGACGAUAUAGUCACCAGAACAACUCUGUAGUUGUUAUGGUGUCUUGCAUGUCUCUGCAGGCUUUUUAAGGUAAACAUUGCCUUUUCAGAGAUAGGCAGUGUCUACAUUACCGCCUAGUAACACCUCUAGUAGGAGUCACUCAGACAUCCACUAGUUGUGUUUCCCAGGUCAGUGAUGCACAGUGUCUCCACCCUCUGCAUGCAGACAGUGAACGCUCCCCAUAAAGAUGCAUUGAUUCAAUGCAUCUCUAUGAGGAGAUGCAGGCUGGCACAGUGUUUUGACAUGCCUCCCAAUGCUUUUCUAUGGGAAAGCAUUAGAUUUGCUGAGAUCGUCAGAUUUGAUGAUCUCCGCUUCGGAGGCAGAGCAGCAUAAGGCCAGUCGAAGCAAGACUAACACGGCGCUGGAAAAAAAAAAAAAAGUGAGAUUAAACACCUUUUUUAAAGUAAAGAGAGUGUUACCGAAAUAGGGAAUUUUACCACUAUAAUGGCAUGAAUAAAUAUUUGUAUUCCUGACACUAUAGUGUUCCUGUAAGCCAGGGGUGGGGAACCUUCGGAUAAUGCUGGCAAAGCAUUGUAAAUAUUGUAAAGCGUAACGGAAUCUGUUGGCGCUAUAUAAAUGGCAAUAAUAAUGUAGUCCAAAACAUCUGAAGGUUCCCCACCCCCGCUUUAAGCUUUUGAGUCGGUGUACAUGUAGCACUCAAGUUUCUUUUAUAUAUUUCAAGUGAUUUUACAGUUUCUAUUGUUAAUUUUAAGAAACAUUUCACUAACAAAGUUUGUAGAAAUUUUAGUUCAUUUAUCAGUCGUUUUUUCCAUUUUUUUCUCUGUUCUAAUUACUAGGUCUUCGCCAAGCAUUCUAACUCUGACAGCAGUGAGACAUCAUGUCCUCGGGGCUAUUACCGCUGAUAAGCUAAUGGAUGUGACUGUCACUAUUAAGUAAGUGCAGUUGUAGUCUGACAAAUUAAAUUUGUACUUCUUGAACAAAUUCAUUGAUCCAUAAUUAAAAAUAUGCUUAUGCACAUUACCAACCUUUUUAAUAAUGUACUUGCUAUGUACACUUAGGGGACUCCUAACAUCUGCUAAUUUCUUAAUGAAUAUUGUGAGUCCAAUUUUUGUCAAGCCUUUUAAAGCAGAACUGUCACUUUUCCAUACAUCAGUUGUAUGCAAGCCUAACACCCUUGUUAAUGUAAAUUCUUUACUUAGAUCAUCUUGUGUUGUAUCUCUCAUCUUUUGUUUAUUCAUUGUAAAUGGGUCAGAUCUUCUUAUAGUGGUACUAACAUCCUUAUUUAGCUUUUGAUGUAUUGCAGCAGUAACUUUGCUAUGCCAUCUUGUUGACAUGGGCUUAUAACUAUGUGCAGAUCAUUUUUGAAAAGCUAAAUCAAGACAAGAGGUAGGUCAACGUGUCCAAACACCUAUUACACCAUUAUAUGAGAAGACUCUGGAGAAUUAAGUUUACACAUUGCUUAAAUUGAAUGUAUUUAAGUAAAUUGAAUGCCAUGCUAUGUGUAGAAGAUCAUGGCGCGUGACUGGAACGCUGCUGCCUACUAGUGUUGGAGCUGGGGCGAAUCGGCCACUCUUCCUGACACUGAAGUAACCAAGCGACUCAGUUGGACUACUACCCCCCCUUUGGACCCGUUGGGGUUAUUCCGGUCCCCACUGGGUGCUCACCGGUGGACGACCAGGGGUAAAACGCCUAAAGGUGCCAAUCAACAGGAUCUACAGGGCCACAUGCUCCAAGCUAAGAUGGCGGCUGCAUGGAGUCCUGACUGUGGGACCCCCCACGAAGACCACAUGGCUAAAGCCUUAGCCCUCUUCUAAGCACAACUGUGGGCCAAACUGACACAGAACCAAGCUGUCCCAGACAUCCCUUAACGGCACCAUGACCCACUUAACUCACAACUUAUACCAAAUCGCACCGCCAAGCCUCUGACCGCGAUGAGGAGGACAUCUCGACUCACGAAACGCAGACCCAUCAUCAGCCACCGCCUGCUUGGGCCUCGGCACUAACAGAGAUCUCCCAUGUCUAGCCAUAAGCACCUGAGCCAAGCCGGCGCACUUGGGGGGGAUUCCGCUCAGCAAGGCCAAUGGCGUGCACAUGGUCGAGCCGGGAGGCCCGCUCCUCAGACUGAAUGCAGCCGGUAUUCUGCAGCAAUGACACAGGAGAAUGCCAUUGCAUGGAAUGCCUCUGAUUACUCCCCGACCUACGCUGACAGCCUGCCGACCUCUGGUAUCGUGUGAAUGGGGACACUUGCAAUAUGAUGGCAUAAUGUGACUAAUCUGAUAUUACGCCUUAUGACCCUGAUUCUGCAUUAGUGAUUAAACUGUUUUAUGACUUACUGUCCCUUUUCUCUCCUCUCGCCUACUAACCCUUGCUUGAUUAUACGGUCCCACGUGUGCGACAUCAUAUUGUAAGAAAUGGCAUAUGUUAUCUGCGAAGCACAUUAUACUGUUCACUCACCGUGCAUAUAGCCUGCAUAACUCCGAACCUAUUGUUUCGCUUAAUCUGCAUUGUGUAUGUCUCACUUUUUUUUUUUUUUUUUAAACUAUCAUUUUCUCAUACUCCUGUUUUACACGCAUGUUUUACAACCCCUUUUCUCAUAACCAUUAACAUGCCUGGGUAGUUUACGUUGAUUACUUAAAUCGCUUUUCCAUAUAUUUCAGACAUGUUUGACAAGCCUGUGACAUUGCUACUUAACUUUAAAAAGUGUUUAACCUGAGAAAAAACAAAACACUGAAGUUUAACAAUAUAGAAAUAUUUUUUUUCAGGAGCAGAACAUUAGGCCAGCCUGUGUUUUGCAUAUUGAGAAGCAUAGCUUUCUGCUCGAUUUUCUUACACUGGUAAAGGAAUUUUUCAUCUUAAGUUUAAUGUACUAAAAUCCAUAUGUGAGAGACACUCGCAGAGAAUGGGUAAAAUCUGAAGAUUGGGAUAGUGAUUAGUCCAAAUUGUUGAGCUCACUUUGUGUUAUUAUAGAAUGUUCCCUUAUUAUAGAAUGUUCCCUACUAUAAGUACAUCAGAAUGUGUUUAACUGGCUGAUUGUGAUACUGUCUAAAUUGCUACACUUCUAGACACCGUUACUUGUAGUGCAAGUAGUAUAUAAGGAGGACUUCCUUACACUGUUUUUAAAAGUAUUCUCUUUUAACCCCUCCCUUUUCUUUUCUAGAUCUUCCAUAGAGAGUGAGCCAGCACUUGUUUUAGGACCAUUAAAGUCUGUAGAAGAAUUACGCAGGGAGCAACAGAUGGCAGAAAUUGAAGCACGCAGACAAGAGAGGGAAAAGGCUGGUUCUGAAGAGGCUGAUGUGCAACCACCUGUCCAUGAAGUGGUGGAAGAACUGCAGGGGCCUUUUUCUUAUGAAUUCUCCUACUGGGCUAGGUGAGUUCUGCUACAUAAUACCCCAAGCAAACGCAAUUGUUUCUGAUAAACUUUAUUUUACAAGUUUAAUUUACAUUAUUACAUUUUAGGUAUUACUCUAUUUAAGAUAAUUGUGUUGUAAGUAGAAAAAAAAAACAUACUCCACCAGUAUGUAGAGGAAUGAUCUUGAAACAACAUAAAUCAAAGGCACAAAAAACAGAAUUGUAUAACUCAAAGAAAGUCUAUCUGAGCCAGUGUGCUAAGCCCUGCACUGCAUCUCCUCCCUCUAUGCCCCACCGCGUCUUCCCCUAUGUCAGCACGUACAUACAUGCUUAAAAGAAAUUGAAACAUAUCUUAUUCCAAGAGCCGUGAGGGUCUGCCGGUGCUGGCCCCGCCCCUGUUUCACCUUCUUGGUGACAUAAUUGGAUUGGCUAAAUUUGGCAUGGGAGUGGGGCCAACGCCGUUUUGACCAGUCAGCAUCUCCUCAUAUAGACGAGGUCGUGUUUGCAUGAAAAUGCCUGCAUAUAAUGAUUAUACUCGUUCUGGUGACUAUAGUGUCCCUUCAAGACGGUCCUAGUUCCUUGGACCAAACCCUGAUCUCUAGAGCACCUUACAAGGUGCAUGUACGUAUAUAAUCAUUCUGCACUAUGUUCCUUGACUUAGAACUUAAGUCCUAAUGGGGACAAGAAAGUGUGAAUUUUAUCUUUGCUCCUUACUUUCGGGUAGAGUGUCGCUAGUGGGGUCCAGAUAGGAAUGUGAAACUUUCACAGAUAUGAGUCCUGGUACAGUUAUGGUAGCGUAGACAUUUGUCUUUAAUAAUUACUUUAUGUGCUUGCUUUGUAGACCUGGGGAAAAAAUCACAGUAACUCCAUCAUCCAAAGAACUGCUUUUCUACCCACCGUCCGUGGAGUCUUUUGUUAGUGGAGGUAAAAUUAUUUUAAAAACCCAAUUAACUAAAUUUUGAAUUUGCUGUAAACUACCAGCAGAAUAAAAGCAAAUCUAAAUCCAGUCUUCAGCAGUACAGUUGUUUAUCUUUGAUUUAUGUGUGUGUGUGUGUGUGCGCAAUUUUUAAUUGCUGCCUGUGACUACAAAUUUUAUUUUCACAAUUUAGAAAGCUGUCCUGGGAAGAUGAUCCAUAUUCAUGGAAAGGCUGGUUUGUUCAUUGAAGGACAGAUUCACCCAGAGCUGGAAGGUGUUGAAAUUGUGAUCAGUGAAAAGGGAGCAGCAUCACCCCUUAUAACUGUUUACACAGAUGAUAAAGGUUCAUAUAGGUGGGUGCAAUGAUUGGUUAAUAGAAACCCCGUUGGUAUAAAUACAUACUGGUCAUAAUGUUUUGUGUUUUUUUUUUUUGGAUCAACCGCAGAAACAGAUGUGUGAAAGUCUGCACAUGAUGGACGCAAUUCAUUUUUUCAGACUAUAUAAUUAUUUAACUAUGUAUGGCAGAAGAACUGUUGCCUUCAGUAAUCUGCAAUGGAAAGUUGUAAUAGGAACAUAAAAAUAUUUGGGGGGUGAUUUUAUACAUGUGUUUUCAUGUAUUAUCAAUACAGUCAUGUCUAACUAUUGGUUCUCCAACUUUUUUAAACUACAUUUUCCAUUAUGCACAGAUGGUCCUUAAGAACUGGGGUACUAAAUCUAGCCAUGAAUGUUCCACAAACAUUAAUGUUGAAUUUGUUUGGGUUCAUUAUCAACUGUUCUUUCCAUGUAGUUCUGUUUUGUAGCACCUGUAAAUAAUUUCCCUUAAAAAAUUCUUACAUUCCAUUUUGUCUGUUACGUUUUAAUCCUUGUCUUAAAUUUUUUACGUUUUUACUCAUGUUGCUCACACAUUUCUACUGCUUCGCUAUUUCUGUUUUCCUUCUUUUAUAGUGUUGGACCAUUACAUAGUGACUUGGAGUACACUGUUUCGGCUCAAAAAGAAGGUUACGUUUUGACUGCUGUUGAUGGAACUGUAGGAGAAUUUAAUGCAUUUGCCCUUGCAGGAGUUACAUUUGAGGUAUGAUUCAGAAUCAUGUCGAUUUACCUGUCUUCCCUUUCUGUACUAAUUUGCAAAAGCUAAUUGUCACUAUUUUACCAUUCAUAGAUCCGGUCUGAAGAUGGGCAACCUCUUGCAGGAGUUCUCUUGUCUCUUAGUGGGGGCAUCUUUCGUUCAAACCUCCUUACUCAGGAUAAUGGGAUGUUAACGUUUUCAAAUCUGGUAAUGUAUAUUUUAUAACCUCUAUUUCAUUUUCUUGGGUAAACAUCAGUGGUGGUCUUAAAUCGAAUUACAAUUUCAAGGUGUAUUAUUAAAAAAAAUAUAUAUGCAAAAUCAGCAGCCAUCUUACUGUUUCAGCAGACAUGCAAGAAUAUAUAGAUAUAUAGAUUUAAUAAACAUUGCUUGUGAGGGGAUAUUUACAGUCAGUCUUCAGUUUAUAGUGCAUUUCUCACAUGCAAAAUUCUAAUGGUAUUGGUAAUGGUGCACACAACUGAUAUUAAAGGGCAUUAAAGGAACACUGUAUGUUAGGAAUACGAAUUCACAACAUUAUAAUAUCCUCUUCCUUGUAGUAUUAGGUCAUCCCAACCCCCUGUUUGACUUGAAAUGUUUCCAGUGCCAAGGCUCUCACAGUGCUGCUCACCUGUCCUCCCCAGGUGCCCUCACAGGACCUGGGGAGGACAAAUGCAGUGCUUCUCAUAGAGAGACCUAAUGCGCAUGUGCGGCGCAUGCCUUCACAUUCAAACUUUCCCAUCGGAAUUAGGCUGGUUACCCCCUUGGCUUUCAGACAACAGAUUCUGUUACUUCCUUGUUUGGUUGGCUUAGUGCAGCUUAACUCAAGAGGCAGCAAUUUCUCAGAGUACCUGACUUGCACCUGACUUCUCAUUGAGCUGUAUUGGGAAGUCUGUUAUUGGACAGCCACUGAAAGUUUGGGCAGAGUUAGACAAGAAAACUGCAGUUUUUACAAUCUGUUUUUACAUAAACCCCCAAUUAAAAACUUGCAUGCAUUUAAUUAUUCAUUUCUUUAAUUGGUGUACAUAUACUUAAGUGAUUUUUAUUUAUGUUGUAUUUGGGCAGUGGAGGGUCCUUUUAACAUUGCCAUUGCAGGGUUAAGGGGACAAGGACACUGCACCCAGGCCAUUUAAUUGAGAUGAAUUGGUCUGGGUGACUAUAAUGUUCCUUUAUAUUUCAUCUAUACUUUGUGUGGAAAUGCUCUUUAAAACUCUGGUUUGUCCGCACUUGUCAAUCAAUCCUCCAUAUAUUCCAAGCUUGAUAAUGAACGCUGAUGUGCCAGCAGUGAGAUCUGCAUUUUAGCCUUAUUAGGGAGAGUUGCGUUUCUUUGUAAAAUAUUCCAAUGCAGAGCCAAUUAACUCAGAGUGGGCCAGCAGUAAGGUUGUAAGAGAGGUGGAUGCUGUAGUAAUAGUAUGACACCAUCAGACCUGACAGUGUAGGCAAGUAACAACUUCCAGAGCUAAUAAAUAUAUCAUUUAUUUUUUAGAUAAAUUCUAUAUUUGCUGCUUAACCCCUUAAGGACCAAACUUCUGGAAUAAAAGGGAAUCAUGACUUGUCAUGUGUCCUUAAGGGGUUAAAAUAGAUUUAUUUAUAAUAUAUUGAACACUCUAUAAUUUUUUUUAUUUUAAGAUUUUUGGGGGGUUCUUACCUGUAAUCAAGCAGCCGAAUGACCUCAUUGCAGCUCCACUCUGCGUCUGGGAGAUCAUUAGCGGUGUUGAUCUCCAUGGGAAUUGUCCAUUAACAGAGCUCUGCAAAAGAAAAUGUGAGAAGUCUGUGCUUUCCAAAUACAAUUAGUUUUUUUUUUUUUGUGUGUGCAAUUUACUUGGUUCUUUGGGUAAAUUAAUAUUAGAUCAAUGAAAAAUACAAUGCAGACCUUCAGUAAUCCCCUCUUGAGCACAUCUUGGAGUAACCCAUCAAAGCAGAAAUAAUCAAUAUUCCAGGUCUAAGCAUUCCAAAGAGGAACAAAAUAGCAGGGUUUGUAAUGAUAAACUGAUUAGUCAUCCCAAAAUAAAAAUAUCACAACAUAAAAAAUAUAUGGCCGACCAACGGUACAACAUUCACAGAUAUAGCAACUAGACCUAUGGAGAUGAAGAAAAAAUAAGACGUUACCACAUGCCUAAACGACGCGUUUCAUAUCUAAACGGAUACUUUAUCUACAGCUAUACCAACCUGCUAGUGAAUAAGCUAUACGUACCUAUCAUCACACACUCCCUCAGAUGCAACCAUUAGAUAAUUUACCCCUGCUGGUUCAAAACAAGACUAAUUAGAAUAUUAAAGGGACACUGUAGGUACCAAAACAACUUUAGUUUAAUUAGGCAGCUGUGGUGUAUAGAUCAUGCCUCUGCAGUCUCACUGCUCAUUUCUCUCCCCUUCUCUAUCUCUCAAUCUUUCUCCCCUCAACUCCCACUUGCUCUUAAUUUAACUUCCUCUCUGUUAGUUUUCCUCUCUCCCCUAUUUUCACAUUCCCUUUCAUCUCUCCCGAUCUAUUUUUUUUUUUACCCUGUGUUUUUAAUACAUUCUAUUAUGUGGGUGCCAGAAUCUUCGGCAGAAAAUUAACACAUUGAUAUAAUUUAAGUCUAUGUAAAAUAAUUACUUUGCUUUCUUUGCCGUUUCCCCCAAAUCAUCAUGUACUGCCUUGAAAAUUAGCUUUUUGCACCAUAUGAACACAUAUGUGAUAUAGAGAAUAGCCAAUAUUUUAUUUGAAAUAAAUGAGUAAUGUUAACUGUGUCCUUUUGAAAUGAUUCACUUACUGUCAGAUCAAUAUCCUCUUAGAUGUAAUAGCAUUGUUAGUGAAUCAUGCAUGUUUUUUUCCCUGUCAGUAGAAGCUCCGAUACCAAUACUUCUCCUUCUCCUCCGCUUAAUGUUCUCAAAUUGAUAUGUAAUCUGUCAUCAUGUACGUUUUCCCUACUGUAAAAGCACAGACUCGUCAUUCUUCUCAUUGUUCCUAAGGAGCUUUAUAAAGUGUCUUGAAAUGUUUACUUUUUUAGCAGAACGCCUUGAAUUACAUAAUUGCUUUCUUAGCACUCAACACAUUGAAAGGAUAUGAUCCGUACAAAAUGAAAACCUUUAUUUUUAAGUGUUUACAUUUUACUAUGAAAUGCUGUUUCUGCCAUUGUUGUUUAGAAGCCCUAUCUUCUCCUGUGUCACUCAGCAUUAAGUACUCUUUAUGCAGCGGGAGCAGUUGUUACAUGACCCUGCACUCAGUAUGAACACUGAGAUCAAGAACUGGCUUUUUAAACCAGCUAUGUUGUGAUUUUAACUUCUGAACAAUGAUACUCUCCCUGUUAGCAAAAGGAAUUUCUGUCUCAGAACAUAAAGAGAAAUCCAAGAAGUUUGAACACAUUAUGUUGCAUUAUAUAGACGAUUGACUCUUAGACGGGCAUUCUAGUCCAGACAAUCACUACAGCUCUCUCUUGGUGGUUAGGCUACAUGUAGAGCUUGAGGAUUAUCCCUGAUUUAAUGUCAAACAGUUUACAGACAACAUAGACCAGAGUUCUCCCUGAUGUUGACGGAAUACCCUCUUCUUGGCAUUGAUUGGCUUAGAGUGUUUGGCUAACCCAGCCUACAGGUUGGACGAAUUGGACACUGAUAAUGUCCAAGUUGUAAUUUAAAAUUAUCAGUGAGACCAAGGUUGUGGGAUACCAGGGGACUCUAAGCAGAAUAUCCCCUAAGUCCUACAGCUGGGACUUCUUUAACACUCCAAUGGAAGAUUGAAUUUUUAUAAUUAUUGAAGAAUGGGUCUUCAGGCUAAUCAUAUGUACAAAACUUGGGCACUGAUAUGUUGAUUGUGGCCAAACUGCCCAUUCAAGAGCAACCUGUGGUUAAAGUGCAUUUUCCUGUGAAACAAGAAUCAGAAGCUCGUAUCAAAUCUACCUUUUAUAUUCUAUGCAGAAUGUGUGUAUAUGGCAUCAUAAACAGAGCCAUGAUGGUUUUUAGCUUUCUAUUUAUUUAAAAAAUGUUUUUCCAAUGAUUCUGUCUGGUGCAUUCUUGGACCUUUGGCAACAACUCCUUUACCACUUAAUAUUCUUUUAAACUGGGCCUCAAAACAUUUUGAAUAGUGAAUCUGUAAGUAAUGUUCACGUGUUUCAUUCAAUGUCCUGUACCCUAUUCUCAGAGCCCGGGGCAGUACUAUUUUAAGCCUAUGAUGAAAGAAUUUCGUUUUGAGCCCUCCUCCCAAAUGAUAGAAGCACAAGAAGGAGAGAACUUGAAGAUUACCAUCACCGGCUACAGGACAGCCUACAGGUCAGUCUAUAAACCCGCAUUAUUGAGCAAAAUGAAGAGCAAGAAACAUAGGGCAUGGAAUGAUGUAACUGUGAUGGCAGUGGAAGGAUGUGGAACAUUCUAAAUCAGGCCUGCCCAACAGGUAGAUCCCCAGGUGUUGUAGAACUACAACUCCCAUGAUGCUUUGCAUGCCUUUAGAAUGACAAAGCAUCAUGGGAGUUGUAGUUCUACAACAUCUGGGGAACAGGUAGAUCCCCAGAUGUAGAACUACAACUCCCAUGAUGCUUUGUCAUUCUAAAGGCAUGCAAAGCAUCAUGGGAGCUGUAGUUCUACAACAUCUGGGGAUCUACCUGUUGGGCAGCCCUGAUAAUGUAGAAUUAAAGUACAAGUAAAGAACUCAAAGAUCAUAAAAAUAUAUGAAGGGUCCUGUUUACGUUUUAGCUUAGAAGCGAUUAAGUGCAAAUUGUAGAACAUGUGCCCUGGAGCAAUGAGUCAGUGCUGUAUCUUCCUGUUCCUUUUGUCUUCUUACAGUUGUUAUGGAACAGUGUCUUCUCUUAACGGUGAACCCGAGCAAGGUGUGUCAGUGGAAGCAGUUGGACAGAACGAUUGUUCCAUUUAUGGGGAAGACACACUCACAGAUGAGGAUGGGAAAUUUAGGUUACGUGGACUUAGGGUGAGUUUGAUUGCCUCAUUUUUCGUAUAAGUUAGCAGCUGAUAUUUGGUUUCUGAUUGCAAAGCAGAUAUUUUCCUUUGUUCUAAAUUGUGACUGCAUGGAAAGAGGGAGAAGCCUUUAAUGAACCAACUGUUAACCAAUCUCACAAGGGCUCAAAUAGCACUAAACAUGACUUGCCAUCAGAAAUGCACAUGUUUUGGUUUUUAAAUUGGCACUUAAAGCGGCUCUGCCACUUCUCAGUAUUUUAUAAAGAUAUAGUUGUUAGGAAAUACUAACGCUGACUGCAUUGGAAUGUCAGUGAAAUUCAAUCCAUAGAUACCAGAAGACCUUGUUUGUCUAAUUGGCAGCUCUGAGGUUGAUAAAAGGCAGAGCUCUGCCAUCACGUUUCUCCAAUCCUUGCCGCUAUUUCAAGUGAUGGCUGUGGGUUUCAAGGAUCGUCUCGUUCAUCGCGAGCCUUGAUCUAAGAAGGCUUGCUUGGUCAUCCAUAGACCUCAGUGUAGUAUUCUCAUGGCACCUGGCAGAUGAAGCAUCAGCAGCCUAAGAAGGCCUGGUGGAAGAAUAUAGCAAUGGUCACAACAGACCGUUUCAGACAAGUAAACCUACCUUCCCCUGCACCACACGGCCACCGAACCCUAACCAGAGAUGUUGCCUUCGUAGAACAAAGACCCCCUCAAAAGUGAUAGAUCCAGUUUAAAACCCUUAAAUCUCUGGCAGAUGCCACAACUCUUUUGCUAAUCAAUUGUAAGUUUGUUCGAUGGCAACAGAAGCAUUUUACUGUCAGAAAUCGUUAACAUAGAACAGAUGCAGUGUUUGCUGAUUAUAAAAAAAAUAAUAAAAAAAAAAAUAGAAACCAUAAAUCCACUUUAAAAUGUAUCAUCCCUUGGAAAAAUCCCCAAGGGAUAUAGCAGGUUCCAUUUACAGGUAAUUGUGGCAUACUACGGCUCACUCCCACAACAUGAGUAAUGAAAGUGCAAUGACGUAAAGUCUACAAGUGUAACAGCAUAUAUAAGCAUCAUGCUGAAUCACUGUUAAUAUGGAAAAUAGUUUAAAUAAAAUAUGUAUUCCAUGAGCUGGCAACAGCAAAAUAAUGUAGAAGGAUGAAGACAAACGUGUCAUUGUGCCAUUUUGUGACCCACAUAUUGCAUAAAUUAAGUCUAAUUUACACAUGUGGUCUGCAUGGUAAUGAUAUCCUUCUCAUACUUUCUUACAAUUCUAUUAAAUUGCAUAGAAUUUCAUAGGAAGUGCAGUUUGUAAGAAUCUAUGGAGCUGAGCUUGGCAAUCACUGGAGUAGAUCAGUUUCACUGCAUUCUCUACCCAUGCACUAAAGACUGUUGAGAUUACAGACUCUCACUACAACUGGGGUAGGCAGUGAUCAGUACACCAGUUGUUAUGGACUACAUUCCCCCCUCAAUGUUUUGCCAGCAUUGCAGCUGUAAUAGCAUUAUGGAAGAUCUAGUCCACAAAGUCUGGAGUGCCAAAGGUUGCCCUACCCCAUUACAGCUCCUUAUGUAGAUUCUGUAUUUAAAGGGACACCAUAGUCACCAAAACCAGUUUAGCUUAAUGGAAUCGUUUUAGUGUAUAGAUCAUGCCCCUGCAGUCUCACUGCUCAAUUCUUUGCCAUUUAAGAGUUAAAUCACAUUGCUUCUGUUUAUGCAGCCCUAGCCACACCUCCCCUAGCUGUGACUGACACAGCUUGCAUGAAAAUAACAAAGGUUUCAUUUUCAAUUAGAUGGAACUUACUUUAAAAGUUUGUAUCUCCUGUAGAGUCUAGAAAGCUAUAAACAGAGCAGGAUAUAAGAAAUUAUACAUUAAACAGAAUUUGCAAUAAAGGAAAUAUAAACAUUAGGUGACUCUUUACAGGAAGUGUUUAGGAAGGCUUUGUAAGUCACAUGCAGGGAGGAGUACCUAGGGCUGCAUAAACAAAGUGAUUUAACUCCUAAAUGGCAGAUAAUUUAGCAUUUAUACUGCAGGGGCAUAAUCUAUACACAAGGACUUCUUAAUUAAGCUAAAGUUAUUUUGUGACUAUAGUGUCCCUUUAACCCCUUAAGGACACAUGGCAUGUGUGACAUGUCAUGAUUCCCUUUUAUUCCUUAAGGGGUUAAAGAAAAAAUUAUUUCAGGUGGGGCACAAGCUCCUUCUCUGUAAGCUGUUGAGACAUGUAAAAGAGUUAUAUUUGGGUGAGUUAGUUUUACCAUGACUUGUCAGAGUCAGAGGCUGGGCCUCUAGCAUUUGUUGUUUUGGGGAUCAUCACUUUUCUUUUUGUUUGGAAACUGUAUGCUGUAAAUGAUGCAAAGAGUAUAUAAGUUCGUAUGAUACCUUGUAUGUUCUUUUAAAGCAACACCUAUGGUGUUCUUGUACAUAGCAAAUCAGCAGUUUACAUAAAAUGUCUUAAACACAGAAUGCAUUUUUUUGCAUGUAUUCUAUGUUGCCACUUUACUUCUCUUAAGAUCUUGUACACCAGACUCAUGACCAUGGCUGUGAUUGUACGUCCUUGUCUUUGCAGCCGGGCUGUGUCUAUCAUGUGCAGCUAAAAGCUGAGGGAAAUGAUCAUAUUGAACGUGCUCUGCCAUCUUAUCGGGCAAUAGAUGUGAGUAUUAACGCUAUGUAACAUGGUCCAACGUUCUUCUUUAUUUUUUAUAUAUUCGUAGAAAUGUUUUAAUUGGUAACGAUGAAGGCAGUGACAUGCGGAGACACGCAGGUCCCCUAAACAGUAAACAUGUAAGUCGAAGUGGCGAGAUAUGCAGAUCUCUCAGCUGUAAUAACAAAACAGGAGGCACGCAGGUCUUGAAUCAGAAACACCCUGCAAAUCAUCAUAACCGUUUGAACUAUAAGACCUCAGUUUCAUGUGUGUAGUCUGUUCUUUGCCAAUCUGCCCAUGUGGUGUGAGAUUAUCCAGGUUAUGGGUAAUUAGGCUCUAUGCAUGUAGGUCCUCAAAUGCAGGGGUAACUAAUAAUCUGUUAUCGCAGCUCUGCGUCUUUAUAUUGCAUCAGGCCUUGCAUUGAAAGCUGGUGAACACAGGCUGCCAUCCGGUGAGAUGUAUGUCUGUUAUAUCUAUUCUAUGGAUUAUCUCUAGUAGACAUUAUGCUCUGGGGUCCUUACAUGCAGUGUUAAUUUUGGCAGCAAAUGUCAGUUUAAUUUUAGUAGAAGUUUUAAAAAGCCGUUUUAGUCGACUAAAAUUGUUAGUCGACAAAAUUAACACUGUUUGCAUGCACAUAUAUUUUUUUAAAUUUUACAUUGCAAUUAAUGUAAUGUGAGGAGGGGUGGAACAUUGUGAAAGUAUCAACAAAUCGGGUUUACUGAAGGUGAAAGUGGCAUACAUAUAGCUAAAGGUAAGUUGGGGGUCAGGCUGCAUGUUGGAUUCAUCCAAAAGGUUCCUUUGAUAUGUGUAUGGUUCAAGAGCGCUUCACACAACUUAUACCAGAAUAGAGGCAUGGUCUCAUUUAUCAUUGUGAGAGAUGCCCUCUGCCAUGUGAAAGCUCACACUUAAUGUGUAUCUUUCAGGCAUUAAUGGCAUUUCAUCACUCUAUAUUAAAUCUAACAUUUCUCAAAUCCCAAGUCUAGUGCAUAGAGGACAUCUUGAUUUUAGGUUUUGACAUUUAAAAAUGGCAAUGGCAAAUGUAUACACGUGUAUGUACCCAACCCGUUGUCUAUUUAGCAUUUUGAGUUAUUUAUUGUCUUCGAUAUACCGUGGGUAGAUGUGAUUGAACCCACCAUGACUAACGUACGAGUGCAGGCAGCAGCAAAUUUCAUUCCAAGUAUAUUUUAAAGCGAAGACUGAGACAAAGGUCAGGACCAUCAAAUACCUAUAAAAUGUAGGAUUUCUGAUAAACCUUGGUUUAAUUAAUAACCCUGUUUCUGAUAUAUAAAUGGACAUUCAUUUGACGUACAUCUCCUUAACCCAUCCACCAUCUUGAAUUCAUUAAUAAGUAUCUUACAGAUGAUUUCAUUACUUACUUUUUCUUUACUUUUAAUUCUUUACUUAUUUUUGACUUGCGACAUUUACAUUUGCUGACAAUUUUGUAAGUGAAACAUAGAAUGAUAUUUUAAUAUUCAUCUGGAGCUGACUUUAAUGCCAGGUCACUUUAAAAAUUAAUAAAAUUAAGCCCUAGUUAAUUUGAGUACUGGUACAGGAGCCAUUAUAUAAAAAGCAGCCUGCGUGGCAAUGAGUUUUGCAAUAACCGCUCCAAAUUAAAAUGGAGAUGUAGUUAUUAUACAUCUUUACGAUUUCAAGAUAUGAGUAGUUCAGCAGUUUCCAUGAUUCAUUAAAAUCUCAAAAACCUUCCCUCAUUUAAAGUGAGUUUUGCCCUCCCUAGAUUUUGAAUAAAAAAAAAAAAAGCAUGGUAGUUAAAAUUAUAUUUGAUAUCCAUUAAAGGACCACUCUAGGCACCCAGACCACUUCAGCUUAAUGAAGUGGUCUGGGUGCCAGGUUCCUCUAGGAUUAACCCUUUUUUUUUAUUUUUUAUUUUUUUAUAAACAUAGCAGUUUCAGAGAAACUGCUAUGUUUAUAAUAGGGUUAAUCCAGCCUCUAAAGCCUCUAGUGGCUGUCUCAUUGACAGCCGCUAGAGGCGUUUGCGUGCUUCUCACUGUGAAAAUCACAGUGAGAAGACGCCAGCGUCCAUAGGAAAGCAUUGUAAAUGCUUUCCCAUGAGACUGGCUGAAUGCGCGCGCAGCUCCUGCCUCGCAUGCGCAUUCAGCCGAAGAGGCGGAGAGAAGGAGAGCUCCCCGCAUGGCGCAGGAAAAAAGGUUUAACCCCUUUCCUCGCCAUCCAGCCCGGCGGGAGGGGGUCCUUGAGGGUGAGGCACCCUCAGGGCACUAUAGUGCCAGGAAAAUGAGUGUUUUCCUGGCACUAUAGUGGUCCUUUAAAGUAUUUGACGAGUAAAGUGUUUCACAAAGCACAACAUUUUCUGACUCUGUCUUUAUAGGUUGGCAGUACUGAUAUUGACGAAGUAAACAUUAUCGCCUUCCGUCAGAUAAACCAGUUUGACAUCAGUGGAAAUGUUAUCGCUCCUUCUGAAUACCUGUCAACCCUGUUGGUAAGUGUCACCGCAAUUCAAAUGCAGUAGUCAAAAGUACGUUUUUGUACAGCCAGCUAGAUAUGUUGGCGAUAGGUUGUGCUUUAUUUUUGUAAAAGAUUUUUUAAAAAUUUUUUAAAAUUAACAAUAGUUUUUAUUUUAUAAUUGACAUUGCUUUCUUGGCUGCCUUUGUACAUUUAUGCUAUAUAUUUUGCGUUGCUUCAACAUGUCAUCAGCGUAGAAAGUGGUUAUAAUGAGAAGAUAUCCUUCUCAAGCACAAACCAUUUCAAAUUUUUUGGCUAAUUCCCCCACACCUCCCAAAAAACACCUUAGACACAACAGGAUAAUCCCUAAAUUCUGGACUUGUGGGGUUGCCUUUAGGACUGGUUUAGGAACCACUGGGCUAAUUAACUGAACAGUUAUUGUCAGUGGUUUUUUUUAAUUCUUGAAUUCAGAAAUUGUCAGAUGGUUUCGCUAAAGUGUUGACAGCUCUCCUUCAGAAGGCUGGCCUACUUAACGUUUAUGUAUAGGACCCUUUUUCACUGAACAGAUACUAGUAAAACUACCUCAUUGGUAGUUGUUAACAUGUUAAUAAUGAACACAUGAAAGAUUAAUCUUUUCCCAAAAGUCUGAAAUAUACAAUUUGUUGUUUCUAUGUCAAAUAGUGUACAUAUGUUUCCUCUUUUAGGUAAAACUUUACAAAAGUGAUAAUCUUGACAAUCCAAUACAGUCUGUAUCUUUGGGGCAAUCACUGUUUUUCCACUUUCCACCUCUGCUCCGAGAUGGAGAGGUAAAUAUAUUCUCUUAUUUUCUUAUGUAUUAUGUAGUUACAUUUUGAAUAUAAUUUCCUAUAGGUUGCAUUUUUUUCCCACUUCCUAGAAUUAAACCUUGUCAGGCACAUAACCCAUGAAAGGGUAGAGAUAUAUGGAGUUGAUUGUCCUGUGAUUGGACAGCACGGAAAGUCUGUGAUUGGACAGCAUGGAAAGUCUGUGCUGUGGAUGAAGGGGGAGGGAUUACGAAGGUAGCAGACAAGAGAACUGCAGGUUUUGCAAGGUGUUUUAGAUAGACCCCCAAUAAAAAAUUAAAUUAAUGCAAGUUUUCAUUUAGUUUAUUUCUACAAGAAGCAGAAAGAUAUGAUUCCUAAUGGUCGGAAUCUAUAGUGUGUCCAUAGAACCUUAAAUAGGGGGGUAACCCUUAUAGUGUUUACAAAAAUAAGACUGAAGGUAAUCCCUAGCAAAGUGAGCUAUGGGAGUACCAAAUUAGAAAAAGCAUCUAUGGUUAUGCACUAAUGUUAAAUUAAAAAAACCUUUAUUGUAGGGUUUAUGUUCCCCAAAAAGAGAAAAAAGGAAACUUAAAAAACCAUCACAUCUAAAAAACACACACAGGGAAGAACUCCGUCGGUAUAUAUGUUUGGGGAACCUAAACCCUACAAUAAAGGUUUUUUUUAAUUUAACAUUAGUGCAUACCCAUAGAUCCUUUUUCUAAUUUGGUACUCCCAAAGCUCACUUUGCUAGGGAUUACCUUUAGUCUUUGUUUAUUUCUACUAAACAGUUAUUUUAUUUUAAAAUUUUAUAUUUGGGCAUUGGAAUGUCUCUGGAAAUAAUAAUUACAAGUUAAUUUCCUGCACCUAGACUCCUUCGUUGCUUGACUGCUGACGCCUUCCACAAGCCCAUCCAAUCCCGUGCUUCUCUUAGAGAAGCUUUGGAUUAGAGAUAGGCAAGCAUUUGAUUACAGAGCAGAGUUUCACUCUAUUUUGGAAGUAAAAGUGGCUUCAGGAAGACUGCUGCUAGAGGUGUUUUUUACCCUUCAAUGUAAACAUUGCUCUUUCUACGAAACUACGUUUUUUACAUUGCAGAGUUAAAAUGACAGGACAACUGCACCCAGACCAAUUCAUAGAGAUCAAGUGGCCUUGGUGACUUUAGUUGGCCUUUAAAUACAGUCUAUAUGAAAGCUUCUUAUGUGCAAUUGGGAACAUUGUAACCAUUUUGAAUAAUAUUAAUAAUCUGUUUUUUUACAUAAGUUUCUCUAGGACUUGUUUUCACCGAACUAACAUAUGUUACUUUUUUAUUUAUUUAUUUUUUAUUUGCAUGUAUAUAGCAUGGAUAAUAGCCACAGCAAAGUAGUAAACAUCACAGCAGGUGAUAUCCAAAAAACAAAACCAUAAACUGCACGUUUUUAUUUUAUUUAUUUGUUAGAGAAAUAACAUUGUGGUUCGGUCAAUGCAUUGAGGUCCAGAUCGUUGGUAAAAAAGCAGUGAGGCAUAUCCUUUGGACCACAAAAGGUUUUUAAUCAAGUUGGUCAGACUGAACGUGUUUAUGUGGUUUGAUAGUGGAUAGAGUGCAAUUAGUCAGGUACAAUGACUUGUAUAGAAACCUGGUUGGUCCACACGUUCCUUAGUGAGUAUGUGAUGCAGGUUGUCAGGCAUCUGGAAACAAUAAGUCAAUGUUAACUGGCCGUGUGUAGAUGUGAUAGAUGAAGAAUUAGGUACCCCUGGACUAUAGGUCCGCCUAAUGUGGCUGCUUCUAGCUAUGCCUGGUGACAAACGUGUGGUAUAACCAGAGAAAAAUCACAAGUUAAAAAAAACCUGUUACUUUUACUUAUCAUAAUGGUACUUAUGUUUUUAAUCUUAAAAAUAUUGAUAUUCUGAGCUCAUCCUGCUAGAUAUUAAACUUGUGAUCCUGAGGCUUGAACAGGCACCACAUUUGGUACAUUUACCACGUGAGCUAGACACAUAAGUGUCUAGCAUCAUUUUUCAUCAUACAUUGUUAUUGGUGGUCCCGCUCUCCCAUGGCAGAUGGUUUUAUUAAAUGAACAUGGACAGCUUGUGAAUUUUGCCAAGGCGGUUUUUGUGGAAGGUAUUUAGAUGUGAAAGGGAAAUGUGACUUGAUAUACAAUCAUCUUUAUUAAUUAAAUUUUCUUCCUCUCUUUCCACUUACAGAAUUAUGUUGUGCAAUUGGAUUCUUCUUUACCAAAAUCACAGUAUGACUACAUACUGCCUCACAUCUCCUUCAACACUCUUGGAUAUAACAAACACAUCACAUUGCUGUUCAGCCCUACGGUUCGUUUCCAAUAAUUACUAAGAAUGUUUCUGGUUGCAGCGUAAAAUGACAUGAAAUAUCUCUGUUGUACAGAGGAAUACUGAAUAUCUAUAAGAAUACAAUACAUCGCUGUUGCACUAUGGGUUUUUGCGUGUAAGCUUUGCUAGUGAAAUAUGUUUUGUGUUAUGGUCCCUUGUAAGAUAGAUCUGCUAUACCCCCCUCCCCCUCGCAUCAGACAUGUCCCAUUGAAAUACAAUUUGGCUUUUACACACCUUUUCAGCACUGUGGCUCCCUCAGCGCUACUUAUCUCUCCUACUCAUCUAAAUCAUGGUGGAGGCAUUGCUUCCUCUGGAAUGGUUUUUGAUGAGUAUGCUCGUCAGGUCCCCAAUGCUCCUCUACAGACUUCCCAGUUUCAAAGCAUUGUAUCAGUGCUUUCCUAUUCGAGUUUGCCCAUCAUGUGACUGAGUUUGACUCUGUCAGCGCCGUGGAAGGGCCACCAGUGGAUUUUAGCCACUGGAGGUGUUUUGCCUAAAAGGUUUACAUUGAUAGAGCCACUGCACCCAGGCCACUUCUUUAUCCUGGACCUGGGUUCCAUGGCAAUCAGUGUUAUAAGCUGUGUCUUGUGGACAUAGCUGUUUGUAUAGAGAAAACAUACAGAGAGAAAUGAAACUGUGCAAUGUUUGCCCUGACUUUGCCAUGUCUGAAUUGGAGUAUGAUGUAAUUAGUUAAAUCAUUAAUAUAAAUGUAGAGGGAAAUGGAGCACGUUGUAUCAAUAAGAUUAACCGUAGAUGAUUUUUAAUGUUUUAAUUAGUGGCCUAAGUUCCAGAGAAAUGACAGAUCCUCUUUUUAAAAUGUUUUUUUUUUUUUAAUAAAUAGAUAUCGAUAAAUAUAAUAUCAAUACAAUUAUUACAUAAUUAUUUAGUUGUUUGCAAGAGUUCUGUCUAAAUAUGCCUUUAUUUAUGACAUAAAUGUUUUUUGUAAAGGUGCAUCCCACUGUAAUAUCAAUAUAGAACCGACAGUUGUGAUGGCGAUGAGACUUGGUUGGCAUAUAUUGUCUGUCGAUAAUGAUCUAAUUUGUUUGCUCUUCAGAAUAGCCUUUUGGACAUCUCUAAUAUUCUUGAAUUCCUUAUCUUUGCCUGUGAAUUGUUUGAGGUGUAGGUUGAUCUCUCUGUAACUUUCUUCAUGUUUAUUUGGAUCAUUGGGGAUUUACAUCUGAAUGUGUGAAUUGUCCCUUACCGGCCAACCGUGUGUGUCUUAUUUUUUGUUUUCUAUAUCUUUUGCUUUUCUGUGUCAGACUGUCAUUGACGGUUUCUCAGUCUCAUAACCUGUUUUUGUCUCUUUCUAGGAUCUACAUUUACAUUUGCUAAAAGUAGUUAAUAUUCUAGUUUCUCAUACCUGGGGUGGGAUGUACUUACAUUCGCGAUGUGCUUGUCUGAAUAGGAUUCAUUACGUUAAUGAGUAAAACCAACCUUCAUUUUACUUGCGAGAACAUUUCUUGUACUAUUGAGAGCGAUCAAUGUAUGAUUGUUUUCUGUAAUUGUCCAGCAUUGUUAUGUUUGCAAUUGUGCCUUAUAAUCUUUGCACUUUUGUUUUAAUUAUUGUUUUAAUUUCAUUAUGAUUUAGCGAAAGUUGCCAGAGCAAGAUAUCGUCCAGGGCUCCUACCUGGCUCUUCCCUUGACUCUUCUUCUACUAUUAGCUGCUUAUAAUCAUGAUAAGGUAAGCACAUCCUUUCUCUUUAAACAAGAUGCUGUUACAGAAUGCCAAUCAGACAAACUCAUUUAUAACGUUCCCUUCUGCAUAUUAAUAGUAAUUACUUAGGAACCUGUGUAAUGACCACUGUGCUCACAUGUUCUCAAGUUAUAUAAGAAAACCGGUGCCAGGAGAGAUCUGUUGAAACAUCUGUCACGUUUUGUUUAACUUGACAUGUGUAAAUCGUUUGUGGCUGCAGUGUAGGUCAGACUGUGUCAGAAACUGCAAACUUAUCGAGUGUUUUUGCCAGCUUACGGAAGAGUUUUAUUUUUUUUAUUUUUUUUUAUUUUCAUUUUGAUAAUGCCUCCCUUUGCCUUGAUUAAAAAAACUGCAGAGCAAAAUAUUGGGCAGUGAUGGCUAGAAUUUUCAUUCCAGAUCUAUGUUAACUACAUUUCCCAUAAUGCUCACACUAAUUUAAAUCUACAUUACCUUAAAGGAGCACUCCGCUAACCAAAUACCAAAAAAGAUCCCUAUUUAGUAGUUACACCCAGUGAAAUCAUGCCUUUUUCAUUGGGCAUGUAUCUAAAUACAGCUUGAAAAAAGUGGCAGAUCUCUUGUUUGAAACGUUUGCCAGCCCAGCCCAGACUUCUCAAUGCAGCUAUCCCUUGGUUUUUGCUUUUUAUUGAAAUCUGCACUUUAUGUUCAAUGAAUCAGAGGACAGACUCUUUACACAUAAACACAUAAGCAAGUUAAAGUGCUUUAGGUGUUUGGAGUGUUCCUAUAAGCAAUUAUUCAUCAGCGUAUUGUACACACAUUGCCCUGUUCACCAUAACAUAAUAUUUCAUCUCUUUUACUUAUGUGAUUUAAAUGGACAUCUAAACACAGACUCCACUGGUCCUUGUUUUUGAGUCUGUAUCUAUACACUACAGCCUCUGAUAACAUUUAUUAAAGUACAAAUUGCUUUCCCAGCUUUUAUUAAAUUAAUUGUGAUAUGCUUGAAUAUUUAAAUAAUUUAAUUAUAACCUGAGUAGUCUUGAAGUAGCGUUGCCUGUCUUAAAUCUUUUUCCACUUUCGAUAAAGAAACUCACUUCUCUCUGUGUCUUUCAACCCCGUGUCAGUUGAUUCCCCUGCUGCUGCAGCUGACAAGUCGAUUGCAAGGCGUCCGUGCUCUUGGGCAGACGGGCACAGACGCUGGCAGCCCAGAGGAUGCUAAAAGACUUCCAAAAAGACAAAAGACACGUAGAACGUGAAGUGAGAAGAAGGUAUAACAGCAUGAAGUGUCAUCAGUGUCACAUCUGGACCCUCGGGGCCAUGCUAUGGGAACUGUAGAAUCUACAGACUUCAAAUUCGGUCUUUUUAUAAAUGUUCUCUUUUCCAGCACAUCAUGGCAUUUGUACAUUUUUUUAAUGUAUAUAUAAAAACAUUUUUUUUCCAAAAUUGAAGUGAACUUUUUAAAUAAACACAUAUCCACACUUUUGAUGACAAUUUUUCCAGUGGAGAUUUUUUUUUUCUGUUGAAUACUGCCUAGCCACUGCUCAAGACAAAUUAAUUUAUCCUUCAAUCUGUUUUAUUUUAUUUUUGAGAAAGCUCUCAUAAAGCAUGCCAGGGUGACCUAUUUUAAAUACACUGUAAUAUCUAACAGCUGAGUUGUCCACUGCCUUCCUAAUGAUGUUGACUUAAAAGCUUCCAUGAGCUAUAGAGCCUUAAUGGUAAUAAUCGUUCUCCAUAAACACUAGUAUUUGUUGAAUAUUUUCUUCGUAUGGAAGCACAGUCGCAUGCUAUAAUAUACUUUCAUGAAUAUUCAGUAAAGUAAGAAGUCAAGGUGAAUUUUAAAUUUAAGGUAAAAAAAGCCAAACUGGAAAAAUUCUCUAAGUCAACUUUGCUGUCAGUUCGGCUACUUUGGCCUUAAAUUCAUUUUGAAUUCUCACUCUAGUAAAUGACCCCGUUUAUGUCUUCAGCAACACAGUAUUAAUGAAAGGCCUGUUGUGGAGGCAAAGAUGUGCCAAAUGUAAAGUUGGAUUUGCAUGUAUGUAAAUACAUAUGUAACCAUAUAGCAAAUACUUCUACAUUUGUGUUUGUAAGUUUGAAUCCUAAUGUAUAUGUGUAUAUGAACAUCUACACAAAGAUGCACACAGUAAUGUAUGUAUAUGAUAUCUAAUAAAUACAAGUGUGCUCAACAGCAUAGCAAGUGACACGGGAGAAUUAUGCAUACUAUGGGCCAAAUCCAUCUUGAAAAAUACAAUUGUGUACGCCUUUAAACUUCAUUUUUUACGUAAAAACCAAAAAAUUCUCUGUCAAGCAUAAUAACAAAUAGAUUUCCUAGAGUUAAUUAUAUCCAUAACAGAAUCGUAGCACUAUAUGAGAUGUCUCGCUCUCUUUGUGGAAGGGAUACAUUUUUCACCCGUAAGAAUUAAAUUAAAUUCUUACCUUCUUGCAACCGUAAGCCAACAUGUAAUUUGGUUUCUUGCUGUAUAAAUCGAAAUAACAUUUCUGAUUUAUUUUUUAAACUGGCCAUGGACAUUGUGUUUAAAAAUUAAUUAGCAUUUUCAGUCAUUUGCAAAUGUGUACAUCUACUGAUUAAAAAUCUGUAAAAGAAAGACUUGAAUCGCUGCACACUAUCUUGCCAUUACGGACGGAUUACUGUGGAAUAAUAAAAAGAAAAACUACAAAUAAUGUACUUGUUUCAUUAUUAAUUUU
Molecule: messenger RNA, 50509 nt
Organism: Pelobates cultripes (western spadefoot toad)
Lineage: Eukaryota; Metazoa; Chordata; Amphibia; Anura; Pelobatidae
Source: the annotation of a GenBank genome assembly